CUCCCGGGGCGGGGCCAAGGGGCUGGUUAGCUCGAGGAGUGUGAAACCGCGUGUUAAUGUAACCAGCGCGGGCGGAUACUUUGUGUCCCGUUUAUUGCGAUCCCGCCGCCGAGCUGGGCUGCGCGUCCCGCGGAGUUUCCUCCUUACGCGCCGAUCUGGUCUCCAUGGAAGAGAAGAAAGCCUUGUGAUUAUUUGCGGCGGAACGACGACGACGAGGAGGAGGGCGAUCGCCUGCUCCGCCUGGAUGUUUCUUCUUCGAGGGAUCCUGGGGAGAACUUUGGCCCGGGAUUGAGCGAGGCAGCGAGGCGGGCGGCCGGCCGACGGGAGAGAAGAAGAGGCCGCGCGGGAAGGCGAGCGGGGAUGCUGCCGCCGCCGCCGCUCCGUCCUUUCCUGGCGGGGCUCUAGUGCGGAGGCCGCUCGGCGCCGUCCGAUGCGCGGCGGGCCUACGGAGGCAGCCCGUCCCUUCCUUUUGGUCCCGUUCGCGGCGCCUGGCUGCGGGGAGAGGAAGCGAGGCUGAAGCGGGGCUGGUGGGGGCGGGCGGGGGGCGCUUUUCCCUUUGCCCCUCUCCGGGCGCGGCUGGAUCCGCCGCUUUGCUUUGCGCGCCCCAUCCAGCAGCACCGCCACCCCCUUUCCUUCCCCGUGUCCCGUGCGCGCCCCGGCCUCGAGUCUCCCUCCCGGCGCCGGCAGCCGCGUGGCCUUUUGUAGCGGGACUCCUCGGCUGGGGCGAGCCAGCCCUUCCGUCGGACUUGACUCGCUUGGAUUUUCGAGUUGCAGAGAGAUCGCAGGAGCUGCUGCUGCCGCCGGGGAGUUUGGGGGCUUACAAGUGCGCCGCGCAAGUUUGAAGAGGAGAUUUCUUGGCUGGGGGGCGGGCGGGCGAGGAAGGAGCCCCGUCGGAGGAGGAGCACGGGCGACCGCGACGAGAAGCGACCCCCUUGCCCGGCCAGGGCUCCCCUUCCCCGGUGACAUUUCUCUCCCCCCCCCCAAAAAAGCUCACAACAAAGGAAGCGGCUGGAGCGAGGCGGCGGCGGCGGCGGGAGGAUGGUGCAGUUGAGCCGCGAAGCCGAGUAAGGGCUCCCGGUCCCGCUCCUCUCCCUCCGGCUGCCUUUGGUGCGCUUCUCCCCUCGGGAUUUAAACUUCGUCCAUUCAGCUGCGAAGGAGCAAAGCAGCAGCAGCCCGAGUCAUGUUUCCGCAGAGCCGGCAUCCCGUAAGUGCCCCCCCUCUCCCCGAUUGCGUGUCUCCCCCCCCCCUCGGGGUCGCCCCCCGUCCGGGCAAAGUGCGUGCAAGGUCGCUUCCCAGGGACGGGCCCCUCUCGGCCGCCUGCGAACUCUGCCCGUCCCGCCGGAGGAACUUGGCGGGCCCGCGCCUGGCUCGCUCGCUCCCUCGACUCCUUUGUUUAUUCUGGGACUUGUUUGUCUACCAGCCGACAAUGGCGGGGAGUGGGGGGGGGCUGCUGCUCUGGUCGAUCUCCGCUUUCCAGCCCAACUGCGGGGUUAGAUAAGAGAGACGGGCAGCCGGCGCUUCUCCCCCCCCCCACCACUCCAAAGAAAAGCCUUGCCGGUGAAACCUAGACGCCCCCGAAGUGUCUCCUGAGAUGAUGGUUCCCGGAGACAGCAUCUUGCCUCUGAGGAUCUCCCAGAGCGUUUUGCAAAACUGUUUUGAAAAGGAGGAGCAGAUGGGUCUUCAGUCCCCCAGUAAAACAUUUGAGCCCCCAAGUUGUUGGACAUUGCCAUUCAAAUGGUGUGUCAUGGACCCCCAAUAUAUUAUUCAAGUCGGCACCCUUGACCAGCAGGUUUUUAAAAGGUAGGCAAGAAGCACCAGGCAGGUGGCCAUGGAGAAAUACUUGUGAAUCUCCAAAAGGACAUUUCUGUGCCAGGUAACUAACCUGUGGCCCUCCAGAGGUUGCUGGACGCCCGCUUGCCUCAUCCCUGGGCUGAUGGUGGGGCUUGGAGUCCAACAACAUCUGCAAGGCCCAGUUUCCCCAGUGCUGCUUGAAGGGCCCCCCCCACUUUUUUAAGUGUCCUGCGCCCCUGGCCACUGUCUUCUUGGGUUGUGCUCUGUAGUUGGACUUCAGCUGUAGAGAUGACUUUGCCUCUUAUCUACACAGAUUCCUCCUAACUCUUUGCUUUCUUGCUCUUCCUACAGACGCCACACCAGGCUGCAGGACAGCCUUUUAAGUUCACCAUCCCAGAAUCUCUAGACCGAAUCAAAGAGGAGUUCCAGUUCCUUCAAGCUCAGUAUCACAGGUGGGUGCGGCCUGGUCCCUUCAUUCCUGCCUUCCUGUGCUCUGUAGGCCACGUCUGUUUCGGGGAUUUCAAGUUGCUCCACAGCGUGCUUGUUCUGUGGGGUGUGUUUUGCUUGUUCAAAAUGUACUUUGUAGUUGUGCCCAGGUGGUGGCGUGUGGAGUCAGUUUAAGGCUGUCACUCACUUAAAAACAAUGGUCAGAACCCCCCCCCCCCAAUUUUUUUUUGCAUAGGCUCUUCAGUUCAGGUGAACGUAACCCACCCUCCCCCAGAAUGUGCUUUCAGAACUACACAGGAACUGUCAAUAUUUGCUCUGGAAAGUUUUGAAAGAGACUGAGUUGACAUUUGGUCAGCCAGUGUAUUCUUGUCGUCAUAUUCCUGCAUUCCACUACUAAAUGGUUGAAACAUUGAUUUAAACUUCUGUUGUUUGGGAAACAGAGGCAUUUGGAUACUAGGAACCUGUCACCACUGCUAGUAAAGGGUUCAAUUUUUCCUGCCUUGACAAAAUGGUGUUUGAACACUUACCCAGGCCGCUAAUAAUUUCAUCAUGUGCAAGUUCACUUAGAAGUAACUCCCACUAAGUGCAGUGAGACUCACUUCUUAGUAAAUACGCAAAGCCAAAACAGCAGAUAUGGUAUUGAAAGUGAUAUGGUAUAAAAGUGAGGUAAGUCUACCGUAUGCAAGUCCUAAUGAAAUCAGUAGGGCUUUUCCAAGCAAACAUGUCCUAGACUUGGUUUAUUAGCGUACUAUCUUAGUUUGUAACAAAACAAACACACGAUACGAUACGAUACGACACACACACAUACUGAGAUCAUGUUAUUUAGCUUGAGGUUCAUGUGUACACAGUUUUAACUCUUCUAACUCAAAAGAUCAAGCCAAUUCAGAUAAGUAGUAUUCUGAGACAGCAAAGUUUUAAGAUAGUAUGAGCUGAUCAGGUAUUCUAGCACACCACUGCAAUUACCCUUUGAGAGAGAGAGAAGCAGCAAAACAGUUUGAGUUUCUAAAGGAUUUAUCUUGAUGGCCUAUAGACUUACAUUUUGAAUUAACACACUUUCAUUGUAAUCCCAAACAUGGGAGAAGUAAAUUUCCAUUUGGGGUUCAUUGCAUGUUAGAGUUUUAUGCAUGACAGCCUGAUCCUGUGUAUGCUUACUUCAGAGGAAAUUCAGUGGUGUUCACUGGGACUUGCUUACAAAUAAGAUUGCAGCUGGGUAGCCCAACCUCUCCACAGUAAAUGUGCACAGAAUCCUAUUGUGGCUUUACUUUCAGCUGAAAGGCAUCAACUACUGGUGUAGUUAAGCAUACAUGUGAUGCUGUAAUCUCUUAAUGGCAUCACUUAAAUCACACUAUGGUCCACUUUAUAGGAGAAAAGCAUGCAUGGAUUUUAACUGAUGCUAAUUUUGAGAAGGGCCGGUAUCUAGCUAUCAUUUAGGUGCUAUUCGAUUAUGUAAAUUCAUACUGAUUCAUUUCUUGCUUAGUUUUUUAAACAGGUAACUUUAUAGUGCAAUACUAGGUGGAAAUGUACUAAUAUUGAAGUAGUGUAGUAUAAAUAGUAUAUAAUUUCAGGUAGUUUUUGUUGUUUUAAAGUGAUUGCUUAGAAAGAACAUGUAAAGAUAUAAACUUCUGUAAUUAUUCUGAACUCUAGUGUUUUAUCUUUGGGAUAGAUGUACUAACUUUCUGAAUAUUAACACUGGCAAGAAAUCAGGAAUUGUACUUCACUGCAGCCUCUAACAAUCAUAGAUCCCUAUUGGAACCAUGGCUUCUAUACAUCAUCUGAGUAAAUGUGUGUUUAAUUUGUUCUGAGUUGAUAUUAUGUACUCUGCAUAUUUGAGCUUGAUCUUCCAUAUUAAAGCAGUAUGCUACAGUUUCUCUGUAUUUACACUGUGAUAUAUUAUGACAGCUCUUCAAACAACUUUCUUUUCAGAAUGCAAGCAAUGGCAAAUACUUGAAUUGACAUACUUAAAAAUACCUGUGUCAUGGUUGGUUUGUUUUUAUUUCAAAUAUAUAUUAUUUUCUUCCUAGCCUUAAGUUGGAAUGUGAGAAGCUGGCAAGUGAAAAGACAGAAAUGCAAAGGCACUACGUGAUGGUAAAUACAAUACAAUCUUGUCUCCUUAUUUGUUUUGAUAAAACACAGAAAUGAUAGCAUUGGAAUACCCCUAGGAGGUCAGCCAGCCUAGCCCUAGCCCCAUGCUCAGUGAAGGAUGGAACUAUUCCAGGCAGUGUCCUCUCUUUAAACAGCCCCAGCCAAGGAGAGAGCCCAUGAUCUAGACAGUCCCACGAUUGAGCAGCUGUUCCUGUUUGGAAGAUUCUCCUAAUGUUAAGUCAAAGCCUGCUUGCUUAUAAUUUUAUCUAUCGCCUUUUGGAGUAGUAGAUUGAACAAGCCUGCGCCAUCAGUUUUGUAAGUGCCUUGCUGCCUUUUGCAUGAUUCUAACACAUUUUUUUCCUCCCUUUUUUCUAGUACUAUGAAAUGUCAUAUGGGUUAAAUAUUGAAAUGCACAAACAGGUAAGAAAUUGAUAUGAUACGUAAUUGCAAAACUGCUAGAGUGCUGUGGUGCAAAAUGUUUGUAGUUUUAAAAAAGCCAUAGUGUAUGUAGAUGAACUCAGAGAUGGGAGAAGGGGAAUGGUGUAAGUAUAAUGCAUAGCUUUUCUAUAAACUACAAGUUGGCCAUGUGAGGGUUGGCAUAAAUACAAAUGAGUUAUGAUUGCUACUCUGUUCUAAUAAAGUCUUCAAAAAUAUUUCAAGUUAGUGCUUUCAAGGAAACCAAUUUCUAGGAGAAAACUCCACGUUAUAAUCUUGGGUCUGCCUAACCAGUCUCUUAUGUCCAAGCGCAUAUGUUGAUGGUUGCUCAAAUCCUAGCAAUUUAAAAGCAUGAAAAGAUUAGUGACUUGGAAAGCUCUUGGUUAUGACUGAGUUUGGAAGUUCCCAUAAAAUUCACACUUAUGGCCACUAUAAUGGUGAAUAAAAAGAGUAUUGAAGUGGAACAAGGCACUAAGAACCUCAUAAGAGAAGAAAAGCUAAAUGAUUGCUCAGCCCAAAGGACCUUCAAUUGAGUAGUUAUUGUCUGCCAAAGAAAGCAUUAAUGGCAGGGUGUAAGUAUUCUGUAGAUAUGCUGACAUCCACUUUUUCAUCAAGAUGCUGGUACAAUAAGUCUUUUAGAAAUCGAUGGCCUCUUAAAAAAAUUAUCAUUAGAUGAAGUUGCACAGUUGGACACAUUUCAAAGUGCAACAAUACGAUUCUUUCUUGAUGUAUAUGUGCUAUUUCAUCUAAAACUCUUGUUUCAUUAAAUUAAAGAGCAUGGCUGACCGGCUAGGGCACAGCAAAGAAAUUGAUUAGUUCAGGCUUCACAUCUUCAGUAUAUUCAAAGGCUUCCAUUAAGCAAGUGUGUUUCAGUGCUGAAUUCUGCUUUUGUAACUCUGAACUCUUUGAUUUUUUUUGUCUGUAAAAUCCAUUGGAUGUAAGAACAUCGUAUUUGGUAAUGCAAAGUUAUCACUGUGUCAAAGGUAGAUGCUUUUUAGCUAUAGAAAGUGCAUUUGGUAAUACAUGUUUGCAUUCAAAGUAUUCAUUCACAUAAAUACUCUGGCAGCUUUCAGUAUUUGGAUGUAUUGCUGAAUUUUAGGAAAAAGCAACAACAGGCCUUUCCUGGACUCUCGCUCUUUAUUUUGUUGCCUGCAUUUCUUUUGAAACUACUCGUCUUGUGUUGAUACAGAUACUAAAGUUUCUCUUGGAAAAACAAAAAUGUCUAAGCUACUAUUUGCUGACACCUUUUAUUUAACAGAGGUCUAAAUGCAGGCAGCUUGUUACAAAUCAUGGGCUUUGUGAGCUUAAUUGGUAGUACUUUAACAUUGUGACUGACAUUAAAUUAUCUUCUGGUAGAGCAGAAGAAAAUGUGUAAUUUGGAGCAAUGGAUUGAAAACUGACUUCACUUUUUAAAGAUUAAACCCCCUAAAUUAAAGAGCCCUGGAGCUGAGGCCUCUGCUUUCGCCUUAAUGUGUGUAUUUACUAUAAUAGCUUUGUUUUCUUUUAUUUUAGCAUGCAUCUUAUAGGCAGGGUGGUAUUACCUGUGGCAGAGACUAUAUUUUAGGCUACAGUAUAAAUUGCCAACAAAUCGCUUGCAAAUUGGCAAGAAAAUGUUUUAAGCCUUUUGUAGAAGUUUGCGUACUCUUUACAUUGUAUACAGUGGUAGAUAAACCAAUAAGGAAACCCAUGUUUCAGUUUCACAGACUGAAACCAAUCCAUGCCCCAGCUAAGCAAUCGCUUCUGAAAAAUGAGAAGUUCUACUUCUCAAGUCUGUCCAAAUCAUCAUCUUAAAAAUUUGAAAAGUGGGGAGGAAACUCCCUGAUCUUGAAACAUGGACAGUAUGUUCUUGGGCAUUUGGUGGAGAGUAAUCAUAAUUCUUAUUAAAACUGGUGAUGUGUAGCCCCUGGGGUGUAGCAAGGCUCAAAUUGAUGCUUUUUGCUGGCUGAUCACCAGCAUGGCCUAAGUGCUCAUUAUGUUGUAGAGAAGGCCUUCAGAGCUCUCAUUACGUUUGACAGGAAUUCUCUCUAGGGGGAAACUGGGCAUUAGCUAGACUCCUGACAGGCUGAAAUUAUUCCUGCUUUAUGGCUUAUAACCAAAUGCUUAGCAAGGCAUCAUCAGGGGACACAAAAGUUGUCACUUCUGACAACAUAUUUUUUUAUACAUAUAUACUGAAAAAUGCAAAGAUGGGGAAAGUUUUUCACUAAGCUCUAAUCUUAAUGGGGCCUGCAUCUAGUGUGUUUUUAUAUGGUCCAGAUAUAUUUUUCUCCAUGCCUUCCUGUGUUAACAAAGCCUGAAUAUAGUAAAACACUGCCGUUAUCCAGACUGUCAAUUCAUAGAGAAAAGUUAUUUAUUGCAUACAUUUGUAGUUGCUUUUCAGUGUUGUCAGUGUUCUCCCAGGAUGGAUUUCAAUGUCGUCAUUCUGCUUGAGGAAUAGUUUUGUUCCAAUGUAUGCCUCUGUGAAUGGAAGAAGAGGGGAAGCAAUAUUCUGUGAUUCUCCCUAAACCCCUUCCGUGCUGUACCAGAGCGUUCCUCAGCCACCUAGAACACAAUUUAUGAGGAGCAGCAGGAGGAAGGAGGAAUAUGUGUAAAUUCUCUCCCCUCCUCUUUAGCAGAGAUUUCUGCAGGACCAGAAGCUGCAGACAGUAGCAGAAAAGAUUCCACCUGUAUAAUUGAUGGAUUUUAUAAACUCAGUCUUGACAAUAAAACUUAUCCAGCUUCUGCCAUGUCCCCUCUUAGAAGUCAUGGAGAGCUGAUAUGGGCAGCCACUAUUACAUUCUCACUGUAUGAUUCUUUCAUGGUCCUUCCAUGCUGCCCGUUUCAAGGGGCAGUGCUGGGGUUUCUGUAUAUGCAUGGUAUAUAGCUAGCUCCUGUUCUUACAAACGUCGUAAACUGCUUUAGAUAGGUUAGAGAAGUAAACCCUCUACCUGUUACUCAGAAAUGCCCCCCUCCUCUUGAUUUCAGUGGGACUUGUUUCUCAGUCAGUGUGUAUAGGAAUGCAGUCUCAAUCUAUUUUUAAGAGGUCUUAAAAAGAUACUUCAUUCAGGAAUAUUUUGCCUAGUAAAGCUAAACUGACUUCACUUUAGCCUAUAAUGGUAAAGGGACCCCUGACUAUUAGGUCCAGUGGUGGACGACUCUGGGGUUGCGGCGCUCAUCUCGCUUUAUUGGCUGAGGGAGCCGGCGUACAGCUUCCAGGUCAUGUGGCCAGCAUGACUAAGCCGCUUCUGGCGAACCAGAGCAGCGCCUAUACGACCAGCUUAAUACCAUGAAACAUCUUCCAUCCCCGCAUUGGCUUGGAUCCUGAGCUCUUCUUCCAUGAAUCGGAAUCUUUAGCUGGUACAAAGAUAGCAAAAAGGGUGUUUCCCUGGAAGAUGGCGUGUUUUGGCUAUGUGGGAUAUUAGGACUAACCACCUGGCUGACUUUGAGUGUUUUGCGGUUAACUGCACACUUUUUCAUAUGCAGCAACUAGGUUUUUCCCUAGCUUGCAUUUGGAAAUACUAAGCUUCUACUCCAUCGAAAUCUGAUGUAGAUCCUUCUAGGAAGCAAGCUGUAAAAUGUAUGAGUUUCAUGCCAAUAAUUCAUUUUUAAAAGAGUUGCUCAUUAUAGCAGUCAGGGUUAGCAGUGGUUACUGUGGUAAAGCUGGUGCCAAGUCGCAGAGUUUUCUUGAAUAUUAUCAGCCACACAGGAAGCAUUCUCUGUGUGUCAUUCUCACCAAUCAUGUCUGUUGGCCUUCAGAGUAAACCAGAAGGUAAACCUUCUCGUGUGUUAAAACCCAAAUUGUUUAGGUGUAAGAUUAGCCUUUGUUCAGUGGCAGUUGGCCAAAGAAAGAUUGAUCACUGCUGAACCCACUGACAGACUAUAUAAACUACUACAGUGUUUGAGUUCCAGCCAUCCUAAAACUGACAGGUGGGCCUUUGUCUGCUUUGGGUAGAUUGCUAUGAUCUUUCUGACCUGCCUUCAGGCAAGCUUGUCACUCUGCCCUUCUAUGUUUUCUCCCCCUUUUCUGUCUGGCUUGUUGCCUUCUCACUUCCAAAUAAUUGCAACUUCAAAAACGGUGCAUACUGCUAACAGCACUAUUCUUCUCCUUCGUUUAAGGAAGCACUCAUAAAGCUCUCUGUAUGCAAGACUCUUCCCGCAAAAAAUCUCUUCCUGAUUGCUCAUUAAAUCAUCAGUAGUGGAUGUUGACAAUAGUGGGUUAAAGAGAGUGACAAUUUAAGCAGUGGUGGACCUUGAUUUCUCAAACUUGAGUGGCACUUUCUGCAAUGCCAAAAUCUGCCCCCCACUUCUCGCCUUCUAUUGGAUAUCUUAGUUGCAGCACCCCAGAAAAUCUGCACCCAGCGUGGCUGAACAGUUUUCAGUUUCCUAGAUCUACAUUUCAUUCAAGAGACUUCCUUGGUUCUCUACGCCUUUCUUAAGAGGCGUAGUAGAGUUCACCUAGUUCUCGCUGAGAUAAGGGAGGAAGGCUCACCUUCCUAGUAAACUAGAUAUCAGUAAAUAUAUCUAGUUUUCUACAUGCAGGAAAUUUGUUCUGUAGGGAAGAGGAUCAAUCAUGAGGAUCGAGGCUCGGGCUAUAAUUAGAACAUCUUUAAAGAUAAUUUCUCCUUCCUUUGGCUGCUGCAUUUUAAUUGCUGUCAUAAAAUGUUGUCUGAAUUUCUGCUGAAUGCAUUGAUUCUCUAUCUUUGUGGAAUUAAGCUGAACAUAUUUUUUUAACACUGGUGUGCUGAAGAGCGCAUCCCAGUGUAGUUUGGCUCAGGGAUUUAGACAGGCAUUUGGCCACAGAGCCAAGGUUUUUGGGGGAAAUGCACAUCUGGGAAUGCCAGUGGUGGGGAAAGGUGGCGCAGAGGAAUAUUGAAAAAAGAGCAAGGGUUAAAAUCUUGCCCCUCAACUGUUAUUUCUCUGCAAACUAAAAUUCCGAGCGCCACCACUCUUCAGCUGCUCAGCCCUUAACAGGACUUUUCACACACUAGAAGAUCUUGAAAAGUGAAUCUCUUCUAUUAAGCAACCCACUGCAUAAAUUCUGAGGGGGGCGGGCAGCCACAGUAGAGGACAGCACCGCGUUCCCCUUCCAAAUGUUUGAGUUGGCUCUGGGAGCAACCUUCUCUUGAAAUCUGUGACAGUUGGAUGUGCCUUUUGUAACCUCAGCAAUAGGUUUGGCUGGCAGUGUGUAAAGAGUUCUUACCUGCAGUCUUACUGUGGUUAAUUGGGGCAAUCUAAACAAUUAAGACUGAUUGGAAAUGAUGAAAAGUAGGACAUGGCUGAUCUGCCAUGGGCCAUGCUUCUGGAGCAGUGACACAAACCUCUGGCUAAGUGGCAGCCCUUAUGUCGUAAGGCUUUAAAAAAUGAUUGGACAGAAAAUCAAGCCACACUGGAUUGUUUUUUGUUCCGUUUUCAGCCUUUUGAUAUCUUGGGUAAACAGUCGGUCAAAGCAGCUUAUGGAAUAAGGUGACCAGUCAGUGUAUUGACAAGAACAGACACAAUAGAAAACUGCAUUAGGAGGCAAGCCAUUGGGAUUUGCAGUAAAUAUAUUACUGAACACAAGUGAAUUGCCAAUACUGCUUGUUUAGCAGUUUGCAAGGGCAAUGGCAGUAUGGAUUUUUGAAUUAGAAGGGAAGGACUGUUCUUUCUCUGUGCUGGAACAUCUAGUGGAUGGCUGAGAAGAAAAUUGAUUUAGGGAACAAAAUGCUGCAACCUCUGUUUUGUGCCAUGUGAAAGGCUUCUAUGGAUUAGUGAGUGGAAACACAAAGGUAGCUUUCAGUUUAGUAGAAAGAGAGCAAAGCACAAGGGGUCUUUGUUUGCUGCCUGGUCAAGAUGGCAUUCAGUUAAGCCUAGGAGAUGUGGGGGUAAGACAUAUACCCCUCCCAGCUAUUACAAGGACUUCUUCAGCUUAUUAGGCUUUCUUUGAAAUUGCCUGAAAUAAGCUGGUUGUGUGAAUGAGCUUCAGUGAGCACUGUCACCAAUCUGUUUGUGGUGACAAGUUCAGUUUCACAUUGACAAGAGCAAAAUUCCACACACUUAUUUUUUUAUAAAAAAAGAAAAUAAUAACCCACAGUGGUUCUGUGAAUAGGCUCCCAGAGUUAUCCAUGUAUUGACAUUGCUUCUCUUAGCCACCAUGCACCUGUAACUUGCAGCCCAGUCAAAUACAUGUUUACUCAAAAGUAAACCUCACUGAUUUUAGCACCGUUUUCAUGCAAGCAGCUAUAUGCAUAUGGUAGCAGACUUAGGGUAACUUCAUAGAUGUUUGUUUUUUCAGCAAGAAGUGAUCUUUGCAGAUCAGGCAGUGCCUUCAUAAUACUUUAUAUUACCCCAGUUUCAGAAUUGUUAAGUGCAAGCACUUCACACAUUCAGUAGAGUGUCAUAACUGACCGAGUCACUAUGUAUUGGCACUUAGAUUACUAUCUUAUCAAUGGGAGAAUGUAUUUUCGAACUAUAGCCGAUAAACUAUUAUUUCUUGUGCCACCCGACUAACAUUAUGUCAUAAGGUUUUAAUGGGCAUCAGUUCUCUUCCGUCAGAUGAAUCAAAUAUUACUGGGGGUGUGAACAGGGUCAAAAGGGAAUAAAACCUUCAAUUAAAUUCUUUAUAUAAUAUUGUAGCAUAGUGGAUAGGCUGAAGGGCAGAGCACAGUUUAAUGGCCCACCAAUACCUUUAACAAAUGUUACAAACAUUGCUGAGCCAAGGUUUUGGGGUGCUUGAGGGCAAGGGACCUAUCCCCUUUAUUGGCAGAGUGUGGGGGUGUGUGAUGCUGUGCUAGCGUAAGAGCAUGUGACCCUUUAAAAAGGGGCUGACCGAUUAUCACUUCUCUGUAGGAGCUGCAAAUUGUUAUUUGACAACUACGGUGAGAAUUUAGUUCCUCUGCCUUCAACACUCACCCCAGUGUGAAUGGGUGACCAUGUUAGACUUUCAUUGAUGUUGGUGGAGUACCAGAUUAAAUUUGGUUCCAAUCUCGAAGCAUCCAGGCUGCUAAUGUUUUGCUGCGGUCUUUUGUAUAUGCACCUAGGGAAUUCUUGGGAUCAGGAACUGUUGAGAGUGUUUUGUGGGGGCUGGUGUAGGUUGAUGGCAGUAAUAGAUGUGGAAUUCAUGUGGGUAUUGAGUGAGUGGAAACCAACUUUAUGGACAUUGUUUUUUAUGUGCUGUAUUUAAUUUUGUUUUUCUUUGUAAACUGCUUUGCAGUCUUAUAUGAAAAGUAGUAUAUUAAUGAAUGAAAUGGGGGGAUAGUACUAUUGUACAUCAGUACCAGUCAUGAAUAUAUAGCAAAUUACACUUAGAAGCUUACUUGGGAGAAAGGGAGAAGGGGUACCAUGUGUGAAGAUAAGUGAACUUAGACUUGCUUCAUAUGCCUGCACAGGUAUUGUGUAAGUCAUGUGACAACUUCAGAAAUGUGUAUAGAGGGAGAGAAAAAAACAAAUGUUAGGAUCCCCGGCUGGCCUGUUGAGGUGACAAAAGAGGCAUGUGCAUGUCUGCAUUUGACACGUGUGACGUUACCCAUAGUUUCCUGUAUGGAAGUGAAACUUAUUUUUGGAAACUAAUCUGGUGUAAUUUAGUCCUCACAAAGAGUAGAACGCUCAUGGCUUGAAAAUAAAUGAAAAGGUGAACAAUUAACAGUACCACCCACAAGCCAGUUAGGAAAAUUAAAUCCACUGAAUCAAAUUGCUCUGGUUUUAACUGGAUCAGAAUAAUGAACAAGGACAAGAGGAGCAUAAUACAAUGGGUAUCCCUUUUUGAGUUUGGCAUCCACUCACAUUAAUGCUAUCCAGGCAAAUACAAAGGCACAUGCUAGUCAAAACGUGGUGAUCUGAAUUUCCAUGCUGGGUGGGGGCUGAUAAUGCUAUUUUUCCAUCCUGUUAUGUGAAUGCAGUCAUUACAUUGGAUGUGAGGAGGCUGGGGAAGUUUGAAGUGAUGUGUUGCUGUUGCAAAUGUAUCUAGACAGCACCUGAUCAAAGCUCAUUUGAAAUGGAUAUGUAUUCCUGUUUAUCAGUUGAGUUUAAUCUGUUUGGAGUAAGUUUUCCCACCCCUUUCUGUUGAUGAUAAUAUUAAUGGUGACAGCACUGAUAACUUGAAAUGUAGUUGAAGGCCACCUUCUAUGGCUUUUGUGUGUGUAAUGGUUAAUAUGGCUGUAAAUAGGAGAUGAAUGUGGCUACUUUUCUAAGUCUAUUACUCAGGAGGCCUGUAAACUUGAUUGGCUGUUACAAUUCUAGCAGAAUCAUUCGAUUUGAGAGCAAUAGAGAGAUAAGAUAUCCAAUUACCCAAAUGAUUUGCAGGGCUAGCCAAUGUUGUCAUGGCGACGUGAGUUGGAACAAAUUAAAUUUUAAGCAAUAAAAAUAAUCUUAAAGCACGUCUGGGAACAAGAACAUUUGGCAGUGGCACUUACCUGAAUUGAAUCUUAGUUUGACAUGCUGUUGUUUGACAUUGAUAUACUGUGGGGGCUUAAACUUCUUGAAAUGGCACAUUGCUUCUUAAUGUGUUGCUGUCACUGCCAAAAUAAGAGACUAGCAUAUUUUAGCAGGAUUUUUUCCCUUAAAGGAGGCUAAUAAUGCAUGUGUAUUGGAGGGAGGGGGAAUUAAGUAAUGGUUGCAUAUGGCAGGAUAUUUAGGGAACUAGCAAGUUCAAAUGUCUGAAUACUUAAUUUCUAACUACGAAACAACUUUGCCUACAGGUCCUGAAAAGUAAAUGGGCUAUAGAUACUACCAGCAUGUUCAGCAUUUCACUGUGACUAUAACUCUUUGGCUGUGCGCAUGUUGACUGCUUUUGUUUGACUUGAAGAUACUUCUGAACAUAGGAAACCUAUAAAACAAACUGGCUUGGCUCAAGUGAGCACAGUGCAUGCGAGUAAGGCAUGCCCAUUGGGAAGUUGCUACUGCUUCCUUUCUUGCCUUAAAGCCUCUCCCUUGCCUUCUGGAGCCAGUCUUAGUGGGAACUUGCAUAUACAGGAAUUGGCUAUUUAUUCCUCUCCCAACCCAGCAACUGGAAACACUCCUCACUUGGUAUCUUUUGCUCCAAAUCAUUGUGUCUCAAUAUUUUUUUUUAAGUUCAGAAAAGAGACUUUGAAAAAUGGGAGUAUUUCAGAUAAUAAAGAACAGCAAUCGAAGUGUGUUCCAAUUGCACAAAAGGCUCCCGUUUCCUUAUUAAUGUUCUAUCAGGCUGAAUCCUGGCUUGCAAUGCUUUUUUUUAAAAGAGAAAAAAAAAUCUAAGAACACCCUAUAAAGAGCUUUUAUCCUCAUGUCUGUUAGACAGAUGGAGACUAAAAUUGGUCUGAGGUCAAGCCAUUUGCUGCAUACUCGCUGCCUUCGAUUUUCCUCACCACAGAUCAUCUCAAAUGAUUCAGUAAUGACCAAAAGUGCAGCCUUGACCUUUAUUCCCUGGUGGAUUACUGUUACACAGUGUAAAUGGCAAGAAGAACAUUUUGUUCAUUCAGAUGGAGUUUUCAUGUCUAUUUUGCCGGGUCUUCUAUAGCACAAGCAGAGCAUUAAGUCCAGUUGGUUGCUGGUUCUGUGGCAAGCCUGAAUGUAUCAUUUCAAUUAGGUGAUAAUAGUGUCCUUUUUAAUGAUGAUUUCUUUUUCCAAUACCCUAGAGGGUCAUACUGUAUUUUUAAAAUGAUUGCUUUUAUAUGUACUUCUAGUAAAGAAUUAACUCUUAUGUUGGUGAACAUUGGGGUUCUAACUGUCAUUAUUAGGUGUCGCUAAAAUGUUUCUGAAUGUGUUCUAUUGCCUUUUUCCUCAUAGUUUUUCUUCUAAGUGUUUUCUAAGAUGUAAUUCCAGCUAUGCAUUACUUGCAUGCAAGACACAAUCAAGUACAGCCCAGAAUGAGGUGGCACUUUUAGCCCUGCCCUUAUGCCAGGAGAUCUUUAACAACUGUGCAUUGCAUGAUUGCAACCAAGUGAUACAGUUGCACAGAGCCUCUGAAUGCCAAUGGGAGCUACCACAUUGGACUCUUCAUAUAGGCCACUGCAUGCUAUGCAUGGUUGAUUGUUGGGUGUGUGUUUUUAUUUUUAAAAAACCACCUGGUGUCAGAGGUGUGAUUUAAACAUAGGACUGCUCCAGUCUGUACCCUUGUUAUGCCUUCACAUGAGUAACAUAUACAUAGAGCUUCUGUUUUCAGCAGAUGCACUAUUUAGCAACUGGAUUUAUUUGGAGAUUAUAAAGAUUCUUAUAGGAGUUAAAAGACUGCUUCCUGGAUAAGCAGGUGAGGUUUAGCCUUGUGGCAAGUGCUAGAUUGUGGGGUGUUUUGUUUUUGUUUGUUCAAGGAUGGUCAGAAGUCUUACCGCAUGUUGUGGUGAGUCAGACAAAAUGUUCAUUGGAGCAGGAGAAACUAGUUGAUAUCCCCAUGAGUAAGACCUAAUAAACGGCUGCAGCUGAUUGAUCUUAUAAAAUUAAGUAAGGCACAAUAGUUGUGGAGCAGAAGUAAAAUAAUGAUAAUAAUUAGACUUGGUUGUUGGUUUGCAUCUGUCUUUCUUGGGAGACAAUGGAGGAGCGUCAAGUUGUUGGAAGGUUGCAGCACCUGUUGUAGACACCAGUAUGGGAGAGACAUGUUUUGUUGCAGCUGGGGAAGAUGGUGUCCGGUUGUGCUGGUGUACCAUGGCAAUUCUUCUCUCUGCGUUCCUCCUCUGGCCACUGCUAUGGCUGCAUGACCUGACUGUCUCCAGGCAUUGCGGUCGUCUGCCAGAGAUUCCCACAUGGCAGUGUUGAUGUUGCCAACCUUCACAUCAUGUUUGCAGACAUCUUUGUAAUACAGAGGUGGUCUGCCAAUGGGCCUGGUACUUGAAGCCAGCUCCCUGUAGAGCAUGUCCUUGGAGAUUCUGCCAUCUUCCAUUCUGUGUACAUGACCAAGCCAGCAGAGAUGUUGGCUUGGCAAUUAGACUAGCUCUUAUUAAAUUCUCUCUCUUUGCAUUUCAUGCUUUUGCUGAUGUGCCAGAAUGUGGAAGGAAAAGGUCAUGAAGUUUUGAGGCAGCUAUGAACUUGAAAGACGCAGAGGUAACAGGAAGUGUGACUUGCGCGUUUCUUCAGUGGUUGCUUCCCCUCAGAUGAUAUGCAAAACUUACUCCCACAUACUUUCAGUACAUUGCUUAGUUGUGUGCCACCCCCACAAUGCUGCCUGCUUCAGUUCCUCCUUUCCCUACUUUCAUGUGUAAAUAAAAAUUGGUCCCAAAUGAGCAAUUUGAUAUGUAAUCACCACGGGCCAGCACUGCUUCUAAUCCAAGGCAAACUCCAGUUUGGGUUUUGCAGCUAAAAGAUUGCGCAACAGAUCCCACAGCUAGAUUGACCUCUUGGAAAUUGCUUCCUAAGUUCCCAAGUUUAGGUUUGUUUUCAAAUGAUUUCAGCAUACAGAGGUGCCGAGUUGUGCCCCAGAUUUAUUUAUUGGGGGGGGUAAUUAUGUUACCCGUGUGUGUGUGUGUGUGAUGCUGAUGCCUGUGCCUUCCAAGGCUACAAUUCUAUGAUUCUGUGACUUUUGCACACGCUUGCCAGUAGGUGUGAAAAACAACCCAAAGGGAUGUGUGGGGAAAUAUUUGCAAUAUGUGCCAUGCACACUGUUGUUUAUAAAUAGCUAACAGCCAUGCUGAUCUGAAGUUCUCUCCAAGGUAGUUGAGCAAUUACAAGCAAAGUGUUGUGUUCAAGGAGGAGAAAGUGCAUGAAGGAAAUGUUUUUUAGCCUCAUGAGAAGUGGCUGUCAGAUGUUGCAUUGUAAUUAUGCAACAAAGAUUUUAUUAAGGUGUUUUAGAAAUUUCAUACUUUCAUAAGACCUAUGAAUGCAUGCUCCAUAAUAUACACAUUUUGCUUCUUCACUAGCUGGGGAUGAGAGUUCGAUGAUUUUAAGGUGGGUGGAAGGUAGAUCAGGAUCUACAGUCAUACCUGGGAAGUGGAACGGAAUCCAUUCCGGAAGUCUGUUCAACUUCCAAAACGUUCGGAAACCAAGGCGCGGCUUUCAAUUGGUUUCCAGAAAUAGCAGAAACCGCGCCGGACGUUUGGCUUUCCCAAAAAAGUUUGAAAACUGGAACACUCACUUCUGGUUUUAGAUAAUUCGGAAGCCGGAACGUUCACCUCUCAAGGCGUUCGGGAGCUGAGGUACAACUGUACUGAUAGAUCUCUGAGCUGUUUCCAGGAAAUCUUCAAUUUUUUGCUCCCAAUUGUUUAAUAAUGACAAAAAAAAUGAUUCCCCAACCCACAUGCUUGCUGAAUCUAGUUAAAAACAAGCUAGAUCCCACAAACUUGAAAUCUGCACACCACUCAUUUAAGUUUGAACUUCAAGAGAGCUUUUAUCACCUUGAGAAGAGAGGAAAACAUAAAUUCAUGAGUUGGGUGAAUGGGACUAGAUUUUGUCACCCACAUGCCUGUUCUGGCCGAGAGAAUAAGUUUUAUUGUGUCCCUACCCCCUCUCGUCUUCUAAAAACAUAUUUCGCUGCUUACAUCAGGAUAACCAGCUGGAGGUAAAAGAGCUUUUAAUGGUGAGCUGCUUAAUCACCAUAACUGAGUUGCAUUUUAUGACAGUGAGAAAAUCCAGUUCUCUCUGCAUCCCUCCAUUUCCUGUCCAGGCAGAAUGUCUCCCACGUUUCAGGAAGUGCAGCCUGUUUCCUUUGGACUUCUUUUUAUCACUUUAGGGCUUGGCUGUCUAGGCAAAGAAAGUCCUCCUUCGUUGAGAGUUUACAAGGAUAAAAUUAUGGAGAUUGGCGCAUAUGUUGAUGAGAAGCUGUUUGCGAUAGGAAAACAUCCUGAUUUUGGCGUUCAAACCCCCCAGAAUGGAGGGUGAGACUUCUCAGAUGUUUGUCUUGGAUUUGUUGUUUGUUGCUGCUAAUGUACUACAGGGAUCAUUGGUUACGAAGAACAUCUGUGAUUCAUUUUUCAAGAUUUAAGAAUCUGUUGUCAAACGGGAAUCAAAUUUUGCCAAUCUUCUUCACACGCAAGAUCGUGCUUGGUCUGUGCAUGUAGCAGAAUGAAGUACCACUGUUGAAUGUGUCUUGAGCUCCCUGCUAGCACAGCAGGCAGAGGGUUGGUCUGGUGUUCAAACAUGGCCCUCCAAACUUUUAUGCUGGGUCCUUGAGACUCUCCCGCGGGCCAUGACCUGGCUGGAGUAUAUCCUUGAACUGUGAUAAUGAUUCUUCCUUUGCCUGGUAGGAGUCUGGAGGUAUGUUCAUAGAAAGCUCUUGCAUUUUUUGCAUGACUGGAGUGUAACGGACUGUACAUAACUAAAUGUCAUAUCCAAUGCUCUGCCAACUUUUGCAUUUGGUCCCACUUACCACUGCUGUGGGCUGAAAGGGGUUCCUCACCUAGGUUUAGGAGGUCAUUCUCUUCCAUAUGGGCUAUUUUUGUGUGUGGGGAAAAAACAUUUUAAACUGGGGUGCAUUAAAAAGAAGGCUCCUUGGCCUGUUUGUGCAGUGCCACCUCAGGACACUGCUACCUCAUUCUGCUGGUGGCAAGCUUCAUUGUUAAGCAAAAGAAUGGAUUUGUGUGUGUGUGCUACCCAACAGCAGUUGUAGGAAGCCAGCCAAGAGAGCGCAUGCACCCUCCCUCUCUUCUGAGCUCUUAACUGCUCCACUUGUCAGGCGAGGAGCAAGGGUGGUCCAGUGCCAGCACUGGGCUUUGAGGGUAAAAUAAAAUAAAAUAUAAAUAGCACCAGGUGCCAAGUGACACCUUCCUCUCUAGCACUGUUGGACAAAUGUCUUCUUGCAUUCAUCGUAGUUUCACACUUAAGACGGUAACACACACAAAAAGCCCAGGAAAGGUUUGCUUCUCAGAGGGCAUAAAUAUAAUUCCCAAGUGCUGCAAAUACUCUGAGAAAGUGCUACAAGUUUCUCCACAUUGUGCAGACAUACUAUAGAUUAUUAACCAAAGUUUCCAGUUUGAACUUGGAAACACGUUAACUUUACACAUAGUUUAAAUAUCCACUAACGAAAAACCAGUGACCUAUAGAAACUUAGAAAUUUAGGGAAGGGUUUGUUUAAAAAGGGUAUCACACAUUUUAUCACACAUUAGUAAUCUGGUUAAAUAUCUUUGUUUCCUGCUGCAGAGCGUGUAGGAAAAAUUGGGUGCAAAUUCAAUAAUGGCCAUUUUUGAACUUAUUUAAAAGUUCUUCUAAGUUGUGUGGGUAGGUGGGGGGGGGAGAAGCACUCAAGAACUAACAUUUGACAUAAGACAAGUACUGGUACUCGCAGCUAGCUACAUUUUAGGUCAAAACACUUUUCAUUUAAUAAGAAGAACUUGCAGACACAGAGUCAGAAGUGACAAAACGACUGCAGUCUUUAACUGCAUAUUGCACAAUGCAGCUGAAUUCCUUCAUGUUGAUUUUCCUGACGCUUCAAAAAGGAGGGCAGCACUUGAGUCUGGGGGCCUGGCAAACCUGUCAUUUGCAAAUAAAUCAAAAGGCCAUCAUUGCUGAUAGCAAGGUCUAAUGACUGCAGUUUCUGUGUACUCUUUGAUAGGCCCCACACUCAAGCCUGCUAUUAAAAAUGAAUGCAUUCAAGAGGCCUUGCAUUAAGAAUAUAAACAAUUAAGGGCACUUGAGCUGCUCCACAGAAAGCUGCUGCCAUACAAAUGCGAGCGAGGGCUUUCAUGUGCGGCACCGACCUCUGCAAUCUGCUUUGCUAGGGAGCCAAGAGAACAUGGGCAAUUAGGGUUGAUGUAUCUGCAAGGCCUUCCUUCUUUAAUCCCUCAUUGUUUUAACUGUCCUCUAUAUUUGCAGAUCAGAACUCAAAAGAUAAGCUGCGUCAAACUGGUGACAGCUCAGAAGUCAUGAAUACUACAUGAACUUUAGAGUCUGUGACAGGCCUUCCAGAGAUUUAAUACCAUAUAUAUUUUAUGGCCCAUAUAUGAAAUAUGGCUUAUAUUUUGAUUGGCUGACUGGUUUUGGUUUGCUCCAUCCUUUUUAUUGUUCUUUUUAAAAAGUUGAAUUCUGACUUCAGAGUAUUUGUGGAAUAUGGUUUUUUCUGUUUUUUGUUUUUUUUAAAUUUAUGCGAGCUUGUGGGUUGUGUGUCGAAUUAAAGUCUGGAGUAGUUUGGCUUUCUGGUGAAGUUAACUGAACUAGCACCCUUCAGAUGGUAGGCAGAGGAUAGGAUGCUUAAAAGUUUCCUUUUAAGUACAGUGGUACCUCUAGUUACGGACUCGAUCUGUUCGGUGGUGCUGUUCGCACCCCAAAAAGUCUGUAACUAGAGUGCCGCUCCUGCGCACGUGCAGGGUGCGAUAGAGUGCUUCUGUGCACGCAGCAAAACCCAGAAGUAUACACUUCUGGGUUUGCCGCUUUCGCAAGCCGAAAAGAUGCAACAUGAACCUAACGCAACAUGAGGUAUGACUGUAUGCUAAUUGAACACUGCAGAUGAAGACAGUAGCAUAGGAAUGAGAAGAGUAUUCAGUUGUUUCCACUAAACAGGAACACAAUACAAGAAUACACUCCUACUUGAAUCUAGGUAGGACUGUGGCUUCCAGUUGGUGGCAGGAGCACGUCUGAGCACACAAUCUCCUUCUUCUGGUGGCUUUGUGGAAGUGAAGGUGGUCAUACCCAGCUUAUUUGUCGCCUCAUAGAGGCCUUCAGUAAACUGAGGGACAUCAAUGCCACUGGUUCCUCAGAAUAGCCUCAAGCAAAUGAGGAAAGUUGAAGUAUGAUAUGGUAGGCCUCACAUCAUAUGCUAUAAAGCAAGAUGGCCAGUCCAUAGCCUCCAAUUCUUCUAACCUAAAUUUGGGGCACACCCUCCCCCCGGUGUGCUGCUGGUCAUCUGCUCAAGCCAACUUUCGCCUCCCCAUGUGACCUUACCACCACCACCAGAGCAGCGCACGGAAACACUGUUUACCUUCCUGCCGGUGCUGUACCUAUUUAUCUACUUGCACUUUUUGGCAUGCUUUCGAACUGCUAGGCUGGCAGGUGCUGGGACUGAGCAACAGGAGCUCACCCCGUCACAGGGAUUUGAACUGCCAACCUUCUGAUCGGCAAGCCCUAGAGGCUCAGUGGUUUAGACCACGGCGCCACCCGCAUCUCUUAGCAGCAUCUUUUAGGAGGGAUUAAGAGCUGGCAGAACACAACCUCAUUAUCUGGGUCAUCCCUCAUUACUCAAAAGUCAUAAAUGUGAAGACAAGAUUGUUAGCAACCUUGAAUGGUAUAGUAAAUAAGGAAUGGUCUAAUUUUUCAAAAUAAAUAAAAUGAAGUGCAGAAAUUAUGCAAAGGGGGUCACAGAGAGGCAUUUGUGUGUGUGUAAAAUCUCUUCCCUCCAAUAAGGUUUAGCAUGGUGACAUAAGAAUGUACAUCAGAGUUCUGUGCUUAACUUGGAAUAAAAGUAAUAUUUUUUUACUAGCCUUGUUGGUACCUUUGUGCACGUACAAAUGUUGUGGGGUAAAUAUUACUGUUCCUUGGUGUGUUCACUCAAGGUUUUCCAUCUCUUUAGUUUAAAUUGUGAUAAGAUCUGAUACAUACGGAUGGCAUCUAUGUUAAAUAUUUAGAAGUGAUUCAGACAUAGAGGUGUGAAGGCCUUGGAGAAGUGUGCAGUUAUCCAACCUAGAUAAUUUUUAAUCCAGGUGAAUAUUGUGUAUCUUUGAAUUCCAGGUGAGCUAGGUUUCUGUUUCUCCAAAGAGACCCUUUGCAUUGUUGUCAUUCACUCUUCCCCAUUCUCAAGGAAUCAUCCGUAUCCUACACCCCUCUGCUUUAUCUUAACCAGAGUUGAGGUGCUGAAACUGAACUAGCAAUUUCCCUGAACUGAGAAUUUGAGUACAACCUAGCCUCAAACUAAGCCAAAAACAAUUCCCAUACAUUUCAGCCAUAAUGUCAUAGGCGCAUAGGAAGCUGCCUUUGUACUAAAUCAUACUUUUGCUCCAUCUAGCUCAGAAAUCAGCACUGUCUGGCUGUGGUUUUCCAGGAUGUAGUGGCAAGCGACGUUCUCAGCACUCUCUGGACAUCCCGGGGAUUGUACCUGGAACUUUCUGUGUACAAAGCAGAUGUUCUUUAUCGGGGUGGCCAACUCCCAAGAGACUGUGUGCUGAACUCACAGAGUUCGGGUCAAAGUUGUUGAGAUUUUUUAGGAAGGAGGAAGGUUCAUUUUUUGGGGGGGGGGUUCGGGUCAAAGCUGAUGAGCUUUUUCAGGGAGGAGGUAAAAUGUUGAGCUUUUUUUAGGGGAGCCACAGUUGUUCAUCUUCUUUGGGGGGAGCCAGUGAUCUACCAGUGAUCCACUGCAGAGGUCCAGUGAUCUACUGGUAGAUCAUGAUCUAUCUGUUGGACAUGCCUACUCUAUAUAACUGAGUUAUAGAACUGACCAUUCCACUUAGACUGGCUUCUUUCCAUGUUAAUCUAAAGUCUAAUCUAGUACCUUCUAGGUCAUGAUGGUGCUUGACUUCAGAUAAGGAAACCCCUCCUAUGGAUAAGAGUUUAUUGGAAAAUAGUGCUUAAUUGAUAAAGAUACUUGCUACUAAAAUCUUGUUCUUUCCUUAAGUUAUCUAGACUUUGAUCAGAUGGUUGCCUCAACCACCACCCUAGUAUUUUGAAGAUGCUCUUGUGGCAAAUGUUUUCAUAUCCUAUUCUGUGUGGCCAAUAACAUGGAAGAACAAUGGAUUUGUCCGUCUAAAGGGAUUUAGCUCAUGCUGGAUUUUAACCAAUGCUUUACUUGCUAAUGAGCUACUUAUGAAGAACAGAUUUGUGCUCUAAUAUAUGUAGAUAUGAGGUACUGGAGGCAUUAACAGAUGUCCUUCAACAGACUGAAACCUGCUCUGAUUAAUCACAUACACUCUAGACUCCACCUAAUGCUGGCCUACUUUAAAUGUUCCUAAUAUUUGUACUUAAUAUGAUUUUUGUAAAUGAACUAAUAUAUAAUGGCAUGUUUUAAUCUAAAUAUUUACUUUUCUCUAUAGACAGAAAUUGCCAAGAGAUUGAAUACAAUCUGUGCACAAGUCAUCCCAUUUUUGUCUCAAGAAGUAAGUAAAAUUGUUCAGCUGUUAAAAAGUGAAAUUAUGUUGCAUCUUUGUUUUUAAAUUAGCUAGUUUUUAAGAUGUUAAUUUUAUCAAAAUUCACAAAAGUGAGGAACAUCUGUUGUAGCUGAAGAACGCAAGCCCCCUGUUAAUUUGGAAUAGCAGAUGAGAGAAGAGGCACACCAACUAUAUAACUGGUUGAAAUAGCUCAGUCACAAAAUUAUUCUUUCUAAGGCAGCUAACCAUUUGCUAAUUUCUGUGUAAAUAAAAAUGUCGGCGUUUAAUGAUAGCACGCUAUACAAAUUGAGUGGCAUUUGUGAAAUACAGUUCCUAGAAAAGUCUAAUUAUUAUUAUUAUAGAAAGAGAAUUCUGAUACUAUAUUCAUGCAUAAUUAUAAUGGAGACACAAAAGAGGUAUGACCAUGUUUCUGGGAAGUUUGUUGAAUUGUCAUGGAAAACCCCUUUUUACUUUGCAUGUAGGAUUGUGCUAUCUGACAUAGUGGAGACCAUAGAGGCUGGAAUUGUUCAAUCCUAUUCUCUUUACAUAUUUGAUUGGUGGGCAGGAAUGUAAUAGUUAUGCUUGGGCACUGGACACUAGUCUAGUGCUGCAGGCUCUGUUGUUGAGCAAGCAGUUGCUGCUGCUGUUCCUGAAUACAGCUUGUAGAUUACAACCACAUGGUCACCAAAUAUUUCUGAAACCACACAAUUAUAAUGUGUGUGUGAUUAAAGAUGUCGCAUCCUGGAAGUGUUUAUCAAAGUUGGUUGUAAGGUUCUUCCUCUCCUUGGCUGAGUUUGCAUGUCACAAUCAGCCUGGGUUGCUAGCUUAUUGUGGUGUAUUUGGGAAUGAGCAUUAUGCUGCUUGCUUACUCCCACUUUACUCCUUCUCUGGCAUGAAUGGGAGAAACUAACCAGGAAACUGCAAUUAAGUGUGCCUCUCUGUGACAUCUGGAUGUAGGAUGCUGGCUUGUUGCGCCCUGACAAGCCAGGAUUGCUUGCCAACCUUAAACAUGGUUUUUGUUGCCUUAUGAGGCCAAGCUUAACUGCAGUUUCCUGGCUUGUGAAGCAAGAGUAUGAAUUAAGGCACCACUUGUUCCUGGAAAACCAGGAACCUAGGCUGAUUGUGACAUGUGAAUUUGGCUUCUUGACCAUUUAUUUAUUUACGGUGAACAGAGGGUAUAUGAAAACUGUUGGUCUCACUUACUGAAGUGUUGUAAUAAGAAACCCCCUGAUUUUAAGAAAAAUCAAAAGACAUGUGCUUGCCUUUUCAAGUCUCAUCCUUUCCUCUUUCUGCACAGACUGCCCAUAUAUACUAGCUUGCAGGGUGGCUUAGAAAUACUCUGCCCCUUGAUAAAAUGCCACUUUGUUCCAGCUUAGUUCAGUUAGGUUGGUUCUAACAAUGGGAAUGAUAUGUUUGUCUUUCCAGCAUCAGCAACAAGUUGCUCAAGCAGUAGAACGUGCCAAACAAGUGACCAUGGCUGAGCUGAAUGCCAUCAUCGGGGUACGUGGCCUGCCAGGUCUACCUCCUACAGUGUGUAUAACCAGCUUUCCUUUCUUAUUGCAUUGGUAGUUUUUGAUGUGUUAAAUGUUUGAAUUGUAAUAGUUUUGAUACUUAACGCUAGUUCUUCAGCAUUAUUUGUCUUGGCACCUUUAUCUCUUCACAAUCUGGUAGAAUUACUGAAAGCAUAAUAUUGCCUGCCUGGGCCUAUGUAUUUUGCCCCAUAUUUCUAGAUUUCUGCUAUUGCUCUGUCUAGUUUGGAAUAUGGGAAUUAAUGGGCUGCAAAAGCUUUCUCUUCUGAGUCUGCAUCCAAUAUACUGAGGUUUAUUCAUAGUGUAUGUGUCUGAGUUUUAGUUGCAAGUAACUUAACUGAGCGGAGUGGGGAGUGUCAUGGUCCCCCAUUUUCUACGCACUGCAGACUGUACUGGUUGAGGCAAAAGAUGAAGAGUGGGUGACACUUUCCCCCUUUUUUUAAGCCUGAAAGACAAACUUUUGUAAAAUUCCCUCUAUUGAAAUCAACUGAAGGGGGAAUUAACUAAACCAGGCAUGUCCAACCGAGUAGGGUGUGAUCUACAAUCCAAUAUCAAAAACUGGCAGUGAUCUACCACCUUCCAAAGUAAUGUUAGUUAGUUAGUUAAAUCUAUCAUCUAUCUAUCUUUAUUUCACAGAUACAGUAGUUAUGUUUGGAUAUCAUCACGACAGAUCCAAAUAGUUUUGUUAGAUGGACAAGGAACUAAACAAAUGAGAAAAGUCAAACUAUAUUUUUAUAUUAGUUUACACAGAUCUGAGGAGCCAGUCAGAGUGCGCUGGGCUUCUCCAUCUUUCCCCUACUGUUGCUUUAAAUCACAGCUGACUUCCUGUCAGCAUCCCCACGCACUUCCUCCACCUUGUCUUUCCCCUACUGUUGCGCUAAAGCCUUUCCCUCACUCAAACUCAUGGAGCGCUAAGGGGACUUUCCCCAUGUGUUUUGUUCUUCACCUUCCUCGCUGGUGAGCAAGCGGGUGAGCAGGUGUGGAGCUUUUUGUUUCCUGCCUCCACCAUGUCCCCCUCACCCCACUGCCAGAGCUCUAAUGCCUGAGAGCGCAGAGCGGGUGGCGGGGAAGACUCAGGCUUGCACGAGAUUGGUGGCAGCAGCGGCUGCUGCUGUGUCCAAGACUGCAGAGAAAGGCUUUUCUUUCUCAGCCUGCAAUCGACCAGUAUCUGUCCCAGGAUCUCCAAGUCAAUCGAUGUCUUGGACAUGCCUGAACUAAAGCAUCGCCAAGUUUGUGUAGGUGAUGAGCCUGCUCCACAGGCCCAUUCAUGCAGCUGUCCCACAUCCACACACCCCAUGAAACACCCCAUUUGUGGGGAUACAGCAAUGAUACUACCAAUGGCAGGUCCAAACUGUGGAACUUUCUGCAGGAGUGGUCCAUAGCAGACAUGCCCACUGACCAGCAACUCUGAGGAAUAGGCUUGCUCUGUAACCUAUUUUGCAUUAUUGAAGUUCACGAGCCAUGACUUCAUUUCCUAAGCCCUGCUGCCAUACUCUAGAAAUAUCACUAAUCUUUACUGCCCUUCUACAGUAAGCAAAAGGAGCAGAAACAAGAAGCGGUCCUCCUUCUUCUUCUGAUUUUAUUCAUACGCGAGUGCUUGAGCAGAUUCAAAUUAUUCAUUUAUCAAUUUAUGUUAAUUGCUUGUGAGAAGAUGCCCUGCUGGUCUUUAGAGUUCCCUCAGACACUUUGUAAUGAUAAUUAGACAUGCUCCUGUAUGGAUUAACAGUGCCAUAGUCCAAUGACGUCUACAGACAAUGGAACCAGUUAAUCCAUCUGUGCUUAAAAUUACAUCCCAACUGGAGAUGGAAAAAAACAUAAGAGGGAGGGAGGAUUAAAAGAAUGAGUCUCAGCUUGAAAACUCUCCUUUUAUCAGUUUCUCAAUUGUAGAUCUGCUGUCGCUUUGCCUGUGGUAAGCUAUUGGCAGUCAAUUAGGUGAAAUAAACGGGGAGGGUGACCUUCAUUUCCUUUUAAUAGCUAUUCCUCCCUGCAAUGGGGAGUGUCAGUGGAUUUUCAGCUUAAAUUUUAUUCAAGCUGCUUUAUUACACUUGACAGAUUAGCUUUGCAUAAACAUACCCCCCUUUUGAACCGAAUCCUUGUUUCCCCCCCUCCCAUCCAAUCAACUACUUAAAAAAAUAAUUAAGUCUCUAUUUGUCUGAUGUCUGAACAGACCCUGCUUGUCUAAUAAAUUCUUAAUUUGAAAGUUCAGCUCAAAAGUUCAUCUACCUAGUGUCUCAAUCUCUGUGUUUGUGUGUGUGUGUGUGUGUGUGUGUGUGUGUGUGUACAUUGAUUUAACAAACACCUCUGGUUAAUGGGCACAUUUUAAAUAGUGGUAUCAAGUAUACUUUCUGAGCUUCGUAGCAGACACAGAACAGUGCAAAUACAUUUCUUUCUUCUUCAUCAUCAUCUUAGAAACCUUUUGACAUUGGACCAUGAAGCUUUUGUGGCAUGUCUGGCUGGGUUUGUCUUUUGCUACAAAGUGCCUGUCUACCUUGAGAAGGGCGUACAGCUCUGACCCAAGCUCAUUCUUUUACAAACUCCAUUCAAUUGAAUACUAGUCGCACACUGCACUGAGUUCCUGCUUUGCAGCUCCAGCAUAACAUUUAUUGACAGUGUGUUGUUAAAGGACUCUGACUACCAUUCUUUAGCUUAAUAUGCUAACAUAGUUUUAAUCUAGGAACAUUUGCUAUUUUUCUAAGUCCUCCAGCAGCUGUAAUUUUGCUGGAUGUGCAGUGCAAUUCUGUGCAUGUUUACUUGGAAAUAAGCUCUGCUGAUUUCUGUGUCGCUUACUCCCGAGUAAGUGUGUAUAGGAUUGCAGCCUUGAGGUAUGAACAUGUCACUGCCAGCAGAAAUAAACUUCAGUUCUCAGAGAGUAUUCAUAAAUACUACAUUCAUCCCUAUCUAGCACAGUCAAACUCCCACAUUCCACCCUUUCCCCCAAUCUCAGCUUCUUGCAUAGCUGAUCUGACAAUUCUAUUAUAGCCUGAAGAACAGUUGUGUGUGUGCUUGUGUGUGUAUGCACACACACACACACUGGAAACCUCACUAUUUUCCCCCCUCCAUGUUUCCACCAAGUUGGUCCAAGAAGAGAUCAUCUCUCCCUUUGCCACAUUUGUAUACAUCAAUAAUUAUCCUAUGCUGCACAAUAAGUUUCAUGCUCUGACAUAUGCUUGAUUUGUUUGAAAGGGAUUGUGUGCACUCUGGAAAAUUGGAGUAGCAUAAAAUUGGGAUGACAAUUCAGUGGACCUUUGCUCCUCUUCAUUGAACAUGCACUGUGUCAGCCUGUCUCCCCAGAGGGGAGGAGGCAUCAGGAGCCUGUCUGUUCCUACAAGCAGCAGCUGCACUGAAAGUAAACGUGGCCCAGUUUGAUAGCAGCUGUCAGUAUUGUUCAGAGACCCAACUUAGUGUAAAAAACAAUAGCGGGGGGGGGGGGGCAGGCAGGGGCGCAUGCUCUUAAACUGCAGCGUCUUUCAAGCUAAUAAAAGAAAUAGUAAUUUAACGGUUUAGAGGUCUAUUGUGAGCGUGAAAGAUCAUGAAAGACUUCUUUUUAAAAUGCAAAUUAAGGCUGGUGCAUUCUCCAACAUUUAGGAGCACAAUCAAGUAGCCAGUGGCUUAACGGUGUUAAAGAGGUUUCUGUUCUGUGAAAGUAGAAGCAGCAGAGGGGAAGGAGAAGGAGGAGCUUGGGUGGAAAGUUACCUAUAUUCCUAAUAGGUGUUCUGUAAAGCGUUUACUGUGCAUAGAGUCUGCAAACUUUAUGCUUCUUGACUUAAGAAAUACGCUGCGCUCCUUCCCAGGAGAUAAUGGUGCCAAAUCAUUGCACAUUAAUGGAGCAGUAGAAGUAAGGGGAGGGGGGAGGGUUAGUGGGAAACAAACUUUUGAAAUGAAAAAGCAGGCCGGGUCAGAGAGGCAGGCACAUAUAAUGUGUGUUGUGGGGAGGAGAGAUACUAGGGGGAAGGAACAAAAGGAGCCCUCUAUAAAAGAGAACCAGACAUCUGUCUCUGCGUAUUGGUCCUGUCCGAAUAGUACAAUGUAAUAGUCCUCUUCAGGCAUUUAUUUUCAAACUCCCUCCAAUUGAAGAAAGUGCAGUGGCCACUCCCCCUGCCCCCAGCCAAGGCACAGUCAGCAUUAGCCUGAAGGGGGAUGCCUUACUCAUGUGUAGGGUUUUAAAAAUAGAGAUGGGAACCAUUAUGGCAUCCUUAUUUUCAGUAUUUAAGCAUGGUGUAGUUUUGUUUCAUUUGGGGGUUUUUUUGCCUUGUAGUGAAGAGAAUCUAGAUUAUGGCAUGAAGGGCUUAAAUGGAUUAUCUUGGUAUAAUUUGAAGGGAUUGGAAGAAGACAGUUAAGCAACAAGCUGGAAAAUUAAAAGUUGUGCACGCCAGGAAAUCUGAAUGACACUGGUAGCAAAUAAAAUCACUUUACAAGAUUGGUUCAGAUUGGAAAAAAUUCUGUUUAAAAAAUACUGCCACCUUGAUGAAUUAUAGAAACAUACCUAAGAGUGCAACACUCACAAGAAACAGGCAGCCUAUGAGAGUGUUUUUAGUUUAGCUUGUUCAGAAAGCAUUUAAUACUUGCGAGGUGUUGGGUUUCCUCCCUCCUCCUCCUCUCUGAGGUGUGCUGCUAAUGGUUCUGUGAAAUGUAUCUCUUGGACUGACAGCACUUGUGAGACAGAUUGAGUUGUCAGCCUCCAAAGGGCUUUCCAUCAUUGCAUGAGGUGAUUGACUAAAGGAUUAGCAAGAUGCCGGAUUAUUUUUCCUCUGCUUGGCUGUGGUUGCCAGCUAUCUCUGAGAUUGUAGUGUGUGAAGCUUAAGGGGAUGAGGUUAACCUCUUGAGGGUGUAUUAUGAGCAUGUAGUUAAUCUUUAGAAAGCCUAUAAAUAACUAGGAUGCAUGUUUUUGUUGUAAAAUAGAAAUGUGGGCGCAAAGAGAAGUGAACUCAAAAGUGUAAUUCUAGAACAGCUUAGCCUUGCAUGAUUUUUGGAAUUGUCUGCGCUGUGUGUUUAGUGUUGAGUGCUGUAUUAGGGUUUGGGUGGGGUUGGUUGAGGGUAUGGGAAGAUAACAAGCUUCUGUUAGGGGGAUAGAUGGAACAAGAGAUUAAAUCUUUAGUGUAUAUAGUGAGGCUUCCAUUGGCUGAGACUCAGAACAAAAUAUAGGAUGUCUUUUGGGGGAACUACAUUUCUGAAGUAUGCAAAAAACCUGAAUUUAGUGUGUUUCUGGGUGGGGGGGAAUACUCUGCUGUUACCCCUUAGCCCCCUUUUAAAUGUGGACCUAUGUUUAUCACAUCACAGAUAAAGCUGUACCUCAUGAUGGAUGAUGUGAGUGUGAGGUUUUUUAAAAGAAAAAGUUGUGAAGUACUUUACCAGGCAGAUUUUUGGACUGGAGUACAGACACAUGAGAAAUUCAUCCAGGCAGCUAAAAAGCCUGCCACGCAUUUUGCACCAGAGUUUCCAUUCCACCCUCGUUCCCAAGUAUUUCCUAAUUUGUUUUCAAACAUAUGGUACUGUGUUCCUAUUCCCUGUUCCAGCCCUUUUUCCAAGAAAUGAAAGUUUCAGAUGCAUUUGUUGUAAAUUUUGUAAAUCUGGUUUGCUAAACAUACUUGACAACAUAUACGGUGAAGUGCUGGUUUCCUUCCUUGGUUUUCCUAUCCUUUUCCCACAGAAGAGAACUUUUUUUUGGGGGGGUGGAGAUCCCCUGAAGACUUAAGCCCUGCCCGACUCCAAGAGUCAUUCUGGUUCCAACGCAGUAAAAAGCAAACAUUUAGUUAUGAAUGUUUAACUUAGUUACUGUUUCUUAAUUCUAGCCAAAUGAACUGGUAUACUGAGACCCUUUAGGCUGUGUCUGUUGUCUGUCAAUGGUGACAGCCACAGAGAGAGACCCAUUAGCAGUCUAGGUUACGUGAUCCCUCUUUGGUUUUGCUGGUUGGAAGCAUGUCAUGGCUAAAAUUGUGUUUCACUUUAGUAGUUGUAGCUGGUGAUCUCUGAAAUGUAACUUAAAGGUAACUUGACUAAAUUACUGUUAAGCUUGAAAAUUUAAAGGAAGGCAUUAUUCACACACACACACACACACACACACACUAUUUUUGCUCCUUGCCUGGAAUUGGGCUUUGUUUGGAAAAGCAAAUCUGCACCCCACCUGUUGCUUUACCUGCAACAGUGACUCUAGAGGGAGGGAACAGGAGACUGAAAUGUGUGUGAGAAUUUUGCAGUUCCACUUCCUUGCCCAUCCCACUGACCGCGCCCUAACUCAAACCUGACAAGUCUGUAGUUGCAUAUAAACUAAGUGUAUGGCCCAAUUUUAUUUUAUUUUUAAAAUGUAACUUAAUCAUGUGACUCUUACUUAAUUGACUGACUUUUAGCUCUGUAAAAAAAAUGAAUAAUGGCUAUGAAAAAGAAGUACAUUUAGCCUUUGAGAUUUAUCCAUGCUUCAUCACAGAGGCAGUCUCUCCUUUGUUUGAAAAAAAAGAGGCAUGCCUCGUAGGAAGAUGCCAUCUGCAACCAACAUUUUUACAAGAGCCUGUCAUGUUUGUAGACCAACCAGUUAAUCAAAUUACCGUAUUUUUUGCACCAUAACACUCACUUUUUUCCUCCUAGAAAGUAAGGGGAAAUGUCUGUGCGUGUUAUGGAGCGAAUGCCUGUGGGUGGCGGGGGGAUCUGCAGCAGCCAUGAGCAGAGGAUCUAUGGUUCCCCUUCCUUCCCUCCUCCGUGGUUACAAAGCAUGGAUCCACAUGGAUCCUCAGGAUUUUUGCAUUGGGCUACUCCAAACUCACUGUCAGAUCACGUGUCUGUGGCCACAGCAUGAACCACAAAAAUCAUAUAUCCACUAUUUCGUUUAGAAUAUUUUUUUUCUUGUUUUCCUCCUCUAAAAACUACGUGCGUGUUAUGGUCUGGUGCGUGUUAUAGAGCGAAAAAUCCGGUAGUUCCAUUUAAACGUUUCAACCCCAGUGUAAAAGUAUAUAUCAGGCAUGGUCAGACUUGGCCCUCCAGAUGUUUUGGGACUACAAUUCCCAUUAUUCCUGACCACCGGUCCUGUUAGCUAGGGAAGAUGGGAGUUGUAGUCCCAAAACAUCUGGCGGGCCGAGUUUGGCCAUGCCUGGUGUACAUAAGACUAGCACUGCCAAAAAAUAUAUAUAUGAGGAAGUAAUGCAGUCCUUAGCCAUGGUUGUGCUUUGCUUCUUGACAAGUGUGCACCUCAUUUAAGGCAUCAUUCCACUCCCCUUUUCAUUACUGGCAUCUUUCUACUUAAUGAUGAACUUGCAGCAUUGCAGUUGCUGUAGGCACAAUGUUAAAUUUGAAGACUAAAUGGGAGAAGAGCACUACCUAUUAACAUCCUUGAUAAUGAGGAAAAAAUGGACCCAGUUUUUAAGAUGGAAUGCUGGAGGGGUGGGGAGAAGGGAGACGGAGCUCAUUGUUAGAGAAGAUGUUUUGCAUUCAGAAGGUUUCUUGUUCCGCCUCUGGAAUCUCCAAUGGAAAAGGAUCAAUGAUAGGUGAUGGAAAAGAGUUCGCAAAGCCUGAGACUCUGGAGAACUGUUGCCAGCCAGAGUGGGCAAUACUAAGCUAAAUGCAGCCCUGUUCAGGGAAGUUUUUAACAUUUAACGCUGUAUUGUUUUUAAUACUUGAUUGGGAGCCGCCCAGAGUGGCUGGGGAAACUCAGCCAGAUGGGCGGGGUAUAAAUAAUAAAUUAUAUUAUUAUUAUUAUUAUUAUUAUUAUUAUUAUUAAUGGGCUAAUCCAACUCCAGUAAAAGGCAGUUUCCUAUGUUCUUAUACUUAUUUUCUCUUAAUGAAAAGAGAAAUCUGUUGUGUGUGUUUUUUUUAGAAAGGCUAAACGAACGUUGCCAUUGGUGAGACAUUAGUUCACUUACACGUAAUGAUAAACCACGGAUUAGAGUGUGUGAGCGCAGGGGUGGACUUGGUAAUGGCUUUCUGAGCAAGGACAAAAUUUGGUGCCCCCCCCUUUAAAUAUUUUCACAAUAAUUCCUCGUUUAUUACUUUGCAUCCCUUUGGCUUGGUGCCCAUAUCAGUGGGCUUGCCAUAUUUCUAGAAGUCAAAUUCAAAGGUUGUUGAGCUUUUUUUUUAGGCAGUCAACCUAAAAGUCCCGGACAUUUUGCCGCUGGCGCUAUUUUGAGCUGGGCAAAGGCUCUUGCUUCUGCAUGCGGUUGUGGUUUGUCACAAACCCUGGCCAGUUUCAAAUGCAGCCAGCUAUAAACUAUGGGCUAUGAUAUGGGCUUGUUAAAACAUGUAUGCUAGUAUAUCUAGCGCUUAGCGUGCUGUGCCUUGUUAGAAUGCAUUUAGGAUUCUCAUUGAGAAAUAUUCUUGUAAAUAUCCUUUUUACAGCAGUUGUAAUAUGAAAUGCUUGUCCUUGCAAUAACUCUUGCCUAGCUUUUUAAUGAUGGGGGCACUGUAGCUGAGCUCAUGACUUGUCCAAAGCCACCUAAUGAGUCUUUGAUUGCUCAGUGUUUUUAUAAACCGAGCUCUCUUAAGUCCUAAAUUUCAUUACCUGUCCAAAUGCCCCAUCUUCAAAUUUUAAAUGAUAAAUAAAAUGGAAAAUUAGGCCUGUUCAUCUGAAAUUCUUGAUCUAAGGUACAUAGAAGAAGGGGGGGAAAUUUCUUCUAUAUUCUCCAGGUUCAAGUUCCUCUUAAACUUGGCACUGUACUCCUGUUUAGACUUAUAACAGACUGUUGCAACCAUUUUUGCUUUUUAAAUCAAAUUGUAACUACUAACCUGAAAUGAAGGGGGUAGGUGGAAAUUGGUAUGUUGGUGCCACAGGAUGUGUCCAGCACAGGACCUGGUAGUGCUCUCAGCUUUGGGGAAUUUCUGUUUGCAUUAGAGAACUUACAAAGAUAAGUAAUUUUAUCACAUUUUAGAAAUGAGAGGAUUUGGCUCGGCCUUCAAGUAGACUAAGCUGCAAGGUUUAGAAUAUUUCCAAGUAAAUCUCAGAUGUAACGUACUGAGGAUAACAGUAAUCAAAGUGAACUUUUCAUUCAGACCAACCAUCUGUCCUGUCAAGUAUUUAACGUAGGAGUUAGUUUAUAAGUGUGGGAGGGAGGAAGAGGAGCAAUAGGGAACAUCUAUAAAUGUUGGGUGCCAAAAUGCGUUUGGAAGGUAAUACUCCCAGCUGAUCUGUUUUGCACAGGAAAUCCUCCUCGUGGAAGCUGCGGUGGAGCCUUAUUUUAGACCAGACCUUCCAAGUCACCACUUUUAAAAAAGUAAUCACGCAACACAGUAGUAGUGGAAAUUAGUUUUUUGGGUUGAGUAGGAGGAAUGUGUGCAAACUGUAUAGUUUUGCCUGCACUAAUUUUGUUAAUACGGGGGUGGAUUUGGAGAGGUGCCAGAUGUCUUCAAGAGUCUAGACUGCACAAAUCUCCUGUUAGUCAGGCUGUAGAUUAAAUUACAGGGCUCAGUUCUGUAAUACAAAGGAGGAUCGAUAUCUGAGGAAAUAUUCUAGCAGUUGUGAAACCUGGUAUGGGGCAAUUAUUUGGAGCAGGUUGAAGUAGUGUGGGCUUUGAAAACUGGAAGUAGCAGUGAGUUCAGUUGGCUAACCAGUUCUCCUUUUCUUUCAUCCCUCCAAAUGGUCUACGUGCCGCUGCUUCUGCCUGGAAAUACCCCACAAAUAACAGCAACAGCAGUUGCAGGCUCAACACCUCUCACACGGCCAUGGACCCCCAGUGCCUCUAACCCCUCACCCAUCAGGACUUCAGCCUCCUGGGAUUCCUCCGCUUGGGAGCAGCGCUGGCCUCCUUGCCCUCUCCAGUGCUCUAGGUGGGCAGUCUCACUUGGCAAUAAAAGAUGACAAGAAACACCAUGAUGCAGACCACCACAGAGGUGAGAGGCAUGGAAAGCCCGAUUAGGACAUUGCCAGGUGCAUAUUUGCACCUUGCUGCAAAUUGCAGGCAUCUCUAAAGAAAUUGCGCUUAUGUUGAGCGAAAGCCGAGAGCAAACUGGUUGCCAGACGUUUAAGAAUGGCACUCUGCAUUUAUACCACUGAAGCAAAAUUCAGCUUGAAGUUUUCAGUCUUUGAAGCUGGGAGAUCGCUAAGGAUCCCUUGCUUUUAUGAAGUGCAGGACAUUUUGACAUCCUGACAGAUGCUUAGUUGUAACCUCAGUGGUCCGCACAAUAUUGUGGAAAAUUGUUAAAACAGAAUAAAUGGGUAAUUUUAUCUUUUUUGAUUAAAGAAAGUGAUCUUUAAUGGGAAGAGUUCUGGGGAGGGUGGGCAAAUGACGGAGUCAAAUUUUGAGGUGAAUGUGUUGAAAUGAAAGUUUUAGAGCAUUAAAACUGUUUUGUAGGUUUGUUUAGGACACCUUUAAAUAUUGGGCAAAAUUGCACUUGAAUAAUUUUUGAAAAAGAAAAAAGUAAUUUAUUCUGUCAUGGAAAGAACUAGGCUUUGUGUAUGGUUAAACUGUAAAUCAUGUUUACAAAAUGUAAUUUUCAGGAAAUCACUGUAUUAGGAAUGUGCAAUGACUUAUAUAAAUAAAAGCCAUUUUAAAACUGUUCGCGGCUUGUGUUCUAAUUUUCCCCCCUUUUUUAUUUCUGUUCUUGCCUCUGUGUCUGAACGGGCAUGUCUGUGCAUUUCUUGGUUACUACGGGAACAGACAGAGAUGCGGGCACAGUAAGUACCAAUAUUCCUGCUAACAUUAACAUUUUUCAGUUACUACAGUAGUUGAUAGCCAGAUAUUCACAUUUUCUUCCCUUGUAGGGCUUACUUGCUACUUCUCUCCUAGUUUAGAUAAUGGGCAUAGUGUCUGUGGUAUGAAUACUGCAGUGCUUUGUUGGAAUAAUAAAAAUAAAAAUAAAAUUUCUAUUGAACAGCUUUUGUAGCUGCUAUGAUAAUAUCCCUACAAACUAAUCUGGUUUUGGAUAGCAACUGCUCAAGCCUGCAUUAAUUGCAUUACAUAUGUGUGUACUUGUGAAAACAGGUGAGAUUAAAAACUUGCACAUUAGCCAUAGCAGGGAUUUGUAGUUUUUCUAACUUUGUCUUCAUUCAUAUACAUAUGUGUUAAGUAUCUGAUUAGCAUAUCAGAUGUUUCAUAUCUAAUCUGCCUUUCCUUUUGUGAUUAGUAUAUCAGACAUUUCCCAUCUAAUCUGUCUUGUACUUGGAAUGUAUUGCUAGUGUCACUCUUAGGCUUUUCAAAAAAGUCUUCUAUUGAUUUUAAAAACCACUUACACACCCUCACAUGGUUCAUCAGAGAACUUUUUUGUUGGUAUCAGGGGCCACCAUGAUUCUUUGGCCAUGUAUAUGCCUAAUUUAAACAAUAUAUCUGUCGUGCAGCAUAUCUAUACUACAAUCAGUAGAUGGCAUUUUUAAAAAUAAUUUUUAUUUGAUUUUGGGAUGUCCCUUGAAACUGGAUUUUCCAGGGUUUACACACAUUCGAAACUGUUUUGUAAGAUGUGAAAGGAAUGUCUUUCUCAUCCCCUCUCAUAUUUUUCCAGUUUAUUCCACACUAGAGUGCAGGAACUUCAAAAGUGCAUUAGAGUAUUAGAAGUACAAAUUCUGUUGGGGUUGCUUAUUACUUUCCUCCGGACACUUGGAAGUCUUGAGAAGUCAUUUGGGAUAUCUGCUAAAGUUGUGAGGUCAUCUUUAGUUCAUUACAUUCCCCAAGAAAUAUAACUGGGUUGCUUUCCAUGUGUGUCAUUGAGCCAUCUAAAGAUUCGUGCAAUUUGCUUCAAAGCCUUGGGCAAAGGUGGAAGAGCAAACAUGUUGCCCACAAUAGUAGGGCUAGAUCAGGAGUGCAAGAGACUGUGUGCAAGAGGCGAGGGAGCAUUGUCACAUGGUCAGAAUGCAUCCCAGAAGCACGUCCAUCCCUGUGAAGUUGUAGAGGGUACUGUGUUUCAUUUGCAGUUGAAAGAAACUGCUGCUCGUUUUGGGUUAAAAAAAUUAAUUUAUCUUUUGCAGCACAGUGUACGCUCGGGUUGCAAACGUGAUCCGUGUUUGCAACCUGCAGUGGUGCAUCUGCACAUGCACAGGUUGCGAUUCAGCGCGCAUGUGCAAAGCACAAUUUAGUGCUUCUGCACAUGCACGACUGUCAACACCCGGAAGUAACCCGUUCUGGUACUUCCGGGUUUCGGCGGUCCAUAACCCGAAAAAACGCAACCUGAAGCGUCUGUAACCCAAGGUAUGACUGUACAUUGUUAUUUUACCUAUCACCCUCAGUGUACAUUGCACUGUCCUCUAGUCUACUUGUAUGUUUCAGCUGCUCAGACACAACACUGAUGUAAGAACUCUUCUCCAACUUCCACUCCUAGCUAUGAGAUGCUUCCCUUCAUUUGGGGGCAGUGCAUGCCAUAGAGCAGGGGUCGGCAAACUAAGGCCCACUGCCUCCAUCGCCCAGGCCAGCGGCAUGGACUCUGUGCCCCGCCGAUACAGAGGAUGAUGCCUUUGCUGCCGAAGACCAGGCGGUGGUGGUGUGAGUGGUGGCAGGGGCGGGGUUGGGGUUCCUUUGGGAGAGGGUGGGUCCGGCCCCCCACAAGGUCUGUGGGACAGUGGAGCGGACCCCUCCUGAAAAAGUUUGCUGACCCCUGUCAUAGAGGUUUCAAUCUAAUUUCAGUCCUUUUACUUUUUCUUCUUCCACUUACACUAGCUUUUUCAAAGCUUAAUACCUCUUCACUGUAUAUUAAAGGGGUCACUUAGCCUGGAUUCUGAGUCCCACCAGCAGGCAGGGUGAAUGAUUGGUCCAGUUUCUCUAUUCUCCCUGCUGUUUCUUUCCCCCAAAAAGCUAUUCCAAAGGACUGUUCUUUCCCAGAACAGUCUGGGAAAGAAGUCAGUGAAAUAUUUGCUAGCACCAUUAGCAACUGCUGAACUAAGCUCUAGUGGAAGAGCUUGCAGUGUCCUAUAUAAGUUGGUUACUUAGAAGUUCUAUGCUUCUACGAGUGUUUGCGCAGGCAGAAAAAACUAAAUCUUGGAUUUAGUUUCUUCUCUUCUACAGAACUCUAGCACAGGGCGUAGCACAGUUCCUCCACCCACACGUGGAAGGACACUUUGAAUUCAACCAAAUACGUUAUUUCUUGCCAUUUUAAAAAGUAUAUUGGAAUGGGAAUCAGAUUGCUUCAGCAGUAAAUAAGGGUUAUGCUCACAAGUGUGAGCAAAAAACAAACAAACCCUUCUUAAUUGGAGAAUGUAAAGCAAAUGUACUCUGUAUUCUCUAAUAAUACCUCAGAUAUUACCUUGGUGUUCAUCUCUGCAUGACAGACAUUUUAUUCCACUGUAAGUACGCUGCUUUUACUCUUCCUGCCAUCACACUUUUGGAGCUGUUCCUGAAAAAGAGAGGAGGUGGGUUUUCCUGAUUUAGUUGCAACUAUAUAUUAUAGUGGACAGUAAGAACCAUUGCAGGACCUGGACUGUCAAAACUGCUGGAGUACUUUUUCCUAUCUGGCUAGGAACUACAUUUCUGGGUGCAUUGAAGGGAAUCCUAAUAGACACCUCCUACAACAGGACCAGCUACUGUACAUCAUACCAAGACAUAAUUUAGCACAAUGAGAAUAAACAACUAUCUGACUUUUAGAAGACACCUGAAGGCAGCCCUGUUUAGGGAAGUUUAUCAUGUUUGGUGUUUUAUCAUGUUUUUGAUAUUCUGUUGGGAGCCACCCAGAGUAGCUGGGGAAACCCAGCCAGAUGGGCAGGCUUUAUUUAUUUAUUUAUUUAUUUAUUUAUUGCUUCAGUUUUCUAUUAACCACAGUUUAGCUUUGCAUCCAAAUCUGAAACCAUGGUUGCCAUUAACCACGAUUUGUUUAAGCGAACCACUUUGGUGACUCAUCUUUUAAAGUUGGUUUGUUUCAAACAAAUGAUUGGUUUGGGCAACAGAAAAAAUAAAUGAUUAUGUAAAAUUGGUUGUGUCUAAACUCCUUGCAGCUGCAUCGGAAGAAAAGAUUGGAGGGAGAAGCAUGUGAACCUGAGACUUUCUGCAGCUCAUUUCUGUUUUGCUGACUUUGGUUUAGUGUGGCAUCUGAAUAUGGCCCUACAAGCCAUGAACUAUGCCAAAGAUGAAAUAUGGAACCUUCUUAAUUGCUUCCCUUAACAAUCUCAGAUUCCAUGCAAGCUUGGCUCCCAAUCUGUUCAGGAUAAUAUGCUCCAGUUGUACCAGCAUCAAAUGAUGACUGACACCCUUCCCUUCAUCAUCAACUACUGCCCCUCAUUAGUUCGAUAGUUCGGGGGCUGGGGGUUUACAGUACCAACAUUUCUGUCCUUUAUUAUCUGCUUCUGAAGCCCAAUAGACAUGCUUGCCUAUAAAGGAAAUACGAUUUCCCUCUUCCAUGUGCUUGCCAUUUCAGCUGUGACCCUACAAUUGUGGGUUGCAAUUGCAUGCAAUGUCAGACAAACGCCAAACUUUGCAUGUCUGAAACAGGCCUUAAGGUCCAACUGCCUUCAGCCAUAAGGUCGCUCUGAACUCCCCAAUUUUAUUUCCUGAUUUUGAUAAUUGCAUAUUCUGUUGGUUAUAUGUUGGUCUUUUGGCUUUUCAUAAUAGUUUUUAAUACAUUUUGAGAAAUUUUAUGAUAUUUUGUGGUUUUAAAUUGGUUUUUUUAUGUUUAAGGGGCUUGUAAACCACUUUGGCAAGAAUUUUUUGCUUUAAAAGCAGCAUACAAACUCAUUAAAUAAAUGUGGACUUUAGCCUAGAGCAGGCUUCCUCAACCUCGGCCCUCCAGAUGUUUUGAGACUGCAAUUCCCAUCAUCCCUGACCACUGGUCCUGCUAGCUAGGGAUCAUGGGAGUUGUAGGCCAAAAACAUCUGGAGGGCUGAGGUUGAGGAAGCCUAGCCUAGAGGGUUCCUUUUAUUCUGGGGCCUCAGAGGUGAAAAUGGGGAUUCUACUAUUGCCCUCCAUCCUUGUAAGAGUGUACUUUCUAGCAUGGCCUUCUCCAGCCUUUAGUCUACAGAUGUUUGGACUUUACAUUAUCUCUGACCAUUAGCUAUGCUGUAGGGGGAUGUAGUCCAGGAAAUGUGGGGUGGAGUGGGGAGAAGAGAGAGGGUUGGGGAAGGCUGCUCUAAAUGAUAUCUCAUUCUCCUGGCCUUUGUUCUGCCCAGACACUGAGGUCCAGCUCUGAGGGACUUCUGGUGGUUCCAUCACUGCGAGAAGCCAAGUUACAGGGAACCAGGCAGAGGGCCUUCUCGGUAGUGGCACCCGCCCUGUGGAACGCCCUCCCACCAGAUGUCAAAGAGAAAAAUAACUACCAAACUUUUAGAAGACAUCUGAAGGCAGCCUGGUUUAGGGAAGCUUUUAAUGUUUAAUAGGUUAUUGUAUUUUAGUGUUUUGUUUGAAGCCACCCAGAGUGGCUGGGGAAACCCAGCCAGAUAGGCGGGGCAUAAAUGAAUGAAUGAAUGAAUGAAUGAAUAAAAUUAUAAACCUGCACCCCUUCCAUUGGCUGAGGCAGCACUAGACUUUUGACUCCUCUACAGAGAGUUGCCAUGUGUCUUCUUUUUCCAGGACACGUUCACUUUUUCAUGGGUAGAGUCGUCAUAGUGAUCCAUAGUUGAAAGCAGAAGUUGGCAACUGUGUCCUCUUUUUCGCUCUUCAAAAUAUGGCAGCCCUAGCAGGCCUGACUAUUUCCUCUUUCCACUUCAAAACAGAGUUGACUACAAUAGCACCUGAUCCUACAUCAAGUCUACUUUAUGCCAAGAAUCUGCUGGUGCUGCCACAAGCUGUCUUUGAACACGCACUCAAAAAUGAGUGGCAGGAGCCAAUUAUGUCUCUUAAUGUAAACAGAAUCUCUCUUAAGCUUCAACCCCUUCUCUAAUGAGAGAGAAGACUUGUUUUCUUCUCCCAGGGAAGAUACUGUGGUUGUGGCUUUGUCUAAUGCUGCAGCCAGCCUGCCUUACGGCUGCAGAUAAUAAAUACCACAUUGACUGCAAGUUAGAAAACACAUUGAAGAGAGAUGCCUCAGCUACAGCCCUUAAGGCUUCAGGCGUAAGUUCCUACUCUGCCAGGACUGGAUGAGCUUAGAGAUCAAAUUCAGAGGGAUAAAAAGAUUAACCCUAUUCGUAAUCUCUCUUAUGGCUGCCUGUAUGGCAGACUCUCAGCCUGUGUCAUGUCAAGCGAUGUACUAGCCAAGGCUGCUUUGGCUCAGAUGUUGGAACAUUAGACCCCCUCAUCCAGUGCCCACCUGUUUAGGGCCUCCUUAUAAGCUUCUAAUGGAACUAGCAGAAAAGAGCGUCUCUUCUCAGGAACUCCUAAACCCUCCUUUAGCUCAGUCCCAGGGGCAGCACAUCCUUUUUUAAAACCAAAAUAUCUUACAGUGACUAUGUCCAAAGGCAGACACAAUCAGGCAAUAAACAACCCUACUUUAGCAACUACUCUUAAUUGCUAGCCCGACACCAAAAAGAGACCAAUUUGUCUUCCGCCCUCUCCGGCAUCCAUUGUGAAGAAGGCUGUCAAACCUCUCUCUGGAAUGAAACCUACAGGUGGUUGUAUGUUAGGCACUAUCUCUAAUACCAAAACUGUGCCACUGAGAUACGGCCUUAUUGCAAAUGCUCCCUUUCUAAGGAAGGUGAUUGCAAGUAUUCUUAGAUCAGUACACUGAUGAUGUCCACCUGAACUGGGAGGGGUUGUGCAAGCCCUGGACCACUGUUUGGACUUGGUGGUGGGCUGGAUGAGGGCCAACAAACUGACUGAAACCUCAAAUCCAGAUAGCUGGUGAGUUACCUGCUUUGGAUGGGGUCACAUUCCCCCUGGGAGUGUAGUCUGGAAGUGAUCCUGGAUGCAUCUUGGUCGCUAGAGGCCUAGUAUUCAGUUCUCUGUGCGUGCAACACAGCACUAUUCCUGUGCUUAAAACUGUUAAGGCAAGGAACUUGCAAGUAAGCUGAAGAAUGACUUGCUGAAGCAACAGUGUCCACCUUUAUUAACACCCAUUCAUCUGUCAUUCAUAAAUAGUCAAAUCCUAGCAGCUAUUGAAAGGCUGUAACUCUUACAGAAGCAUUCAUGGGGCAAGUCUGAGCUCCUCUUUGAGAAAAGAGAGGAGCUAGAAUUUCAUAAUGAGUAAAUAUUGGUUAUUCUGGGUGCAAACAUUUUGCCAUCCCAGCAUUCAUCAGCAUACAUUUUCCUCUACUUAAUAUUUAGCAUAAUUAUAGUCAAGCGUGGGUGUGCACACAUGCACAUUCUUAUAAAUUUAUUUACAGUUUGACUCCCUUCCAUACUUCAGAGGCCUUCAUUUGUCUCCCCAGGCCAGAAAGGGUCUCAGGUGGAGAAGUAUAGCUAAGCAAAUCCAUCUGAACAAAGUACAGUGUUGUGGGACCUGCAUUCCCUUGUGUAGAUUUCCCUUUUAGUUUUCCCCACUGUUUUAACUAUUUAAAUUUAAUGACAGAAGAGCUACAGGGGCCUUAGCAUCCUUGAGUGCCAGUAUGAUAUAGCAAUUACAAGAGUGCUGGGUUAGGGUAUGGAAAUCCCAUAUUCAAACCCAUGAAGCUCAUGUGGGAAGUUUGGGGCAAGUUCUUUUUACCCUAAAACACCUCACAGUUAAAAUGAGGUCAAAGGCCACCCCCAAGCUCCUUGAAAGAAUAAGAGUUUUGAUGUAAUUAAAUUAUUCAUCUUGUUUGGAAUAGGACUAACUUAAUGUGUAAGACCCCUUGAAACUAAUGGUAAUUCCCAUUCAACAGAUUAGCCCCAAACAAAGGAGAAGCUACAUUUUGAAUUUAUAGUAGAAGGGAAUCUUUGAGUAACAGCACCAAAAAAUUGGAGUGGUGGUGGAAUUACUCAUAAAAUUGAUUUAAUCACUUAGGCCAAUCUGGAUAAAUAAUGUAGACUUCAUGUUCUUAAUCCCUGAUAAAUUGGGUUCUGACCAUGAAAGCUGGGAUUAUCCUCAAUUAAAAUGUCUAGUCUACUGAAAUUAAGAUGAAACAAACUGGUUUCAUGUUUCUCUUAGCAAGGUAGUAACAAUUAUUUGACAGAAAUGCAAUCAAUUUACAUUGCAUAAUUCAAUGAAACGAUUAUACUGCUUUGUCUACCCCAGAAUUUUUAAACUUCGGACACUUCUGCAAAAAUUGAGCAAAGGGAUGAAGAUCUCAAACUGGGGAUUUUCCACUAUAGGGGAAAAUAAGUGUUUCAGAAACACUUCAGAAAACAACUCCUACUGGAGUUGAAACCCUCCCCAUUUUGUUUUGUUUCAUUGUGUUUUUACUACAAAAUAGUUGUAACUAUAACAGGUAUAAUUCCGCAGUUAGUAUACGACACAUUGUGCUUUCACUUAGCAGAUAUGUGGAAUUUAAAGUAUGGAGGUUAGGCCUAAGUCUUGCUGCUAUCACAUAUAAAGACGUCAGUGGUGCAAGUAUCACACCUGCAUUGCAGUCAGCUGUAAUGGGAUGGUGAAGAUAAUAUCAAUCCAUUUUAUAACUAUACCUUUCUACCAAAGUGCGCAAGACUCCUUAAAGCAGAAUUGCAACAAAAUAAACUGCUGAAAAUACUAAAGAUCAGGAUGCUUGCUUUGGAAGCAUAGGCAAUUGACAGUUGCGUAAUUUCAUUUAAUGGUUUGUACAGUGCUCCUUCUUUAGAAUUCUAAAGUGUCAAAAUAAAUAAUAUUAAACCUCAACCAAGCCACAUUAAUAAUUACUACUGUAGUUUAGCUGCUGAUUUAACAAAAAACAGUCGAAUGUGGUCAAGACUCCAUAACCUGGCAACAAAAGUAUGGGUUGUAUGUAUGCAAAGUUAUUUCCUGUGGAAGUACAGCACUACUAUGGAAAAUAACCCACUAUACAGGUAAAUACAUAUGACUGCCACUUCCAUUGCUAACUGCUGUGCUGUGAGGGAGCCCUGACCCUAGGGCUAAGGCAAAAUGCAAUCUAGGACUGGGACUGAAGGCAUCUUGAUGAUGGUGGGUGGGGAAAAAAACCUACCCACAAUUGACCUCCUUUGGCGAUACACAUUUCACUUCUAUAUUGCCAGAAGUUUGAACUGUUAGCUCAUUUCUACCUGACCACUGCUUCAGUAGUUAUACCACAGUGAAUAGAGGAUAACUUUGGACAAACUUAUUGGUGAGUCUGCAAGUACUUCUGGCAGGAAAUGCAUAAAGUUCCUAAGUGAAACAGUCCCCCCCAUCCCAUUUUUUCUGUUAUUUAUUCUCAUUACUCACUUCAGUGUGUUGCAAACCACUAGCAACUUGAGUGGAACUGAAGAUCUUUGCCACUCUGCCUCCAAGAUAAGAUUCAUCCCACAAUAAAAAAGAUAGCAAAAUUAGCAAACACAUUUCCUUUCUUCUGAAUGAACAUUAUCACUGAGCCUGUCAGAAGUGAUAUUUGGGUAUGUCCCCCUCCUUUUUUCCCUCCCCACCCCCAUUGCUAGCUCUGUUGCUCCACUCUAUAUUUUGCUCAGGGUGUGUACAAAUCACUGCUGUGUGAGUUGAUUUAUUGUCUGUUUUUCAUAAACAUUUCUGUAUUCUUUUGCUUUGGUAAACUCCAGAGAAUGAUCUCACAUCCUACUGAGUCACGAUCCAUUGUGUAUCCAUAACACUGUCAAGAUUACGUGAAAGCACACAACCUAAUCUCAAAAGAUAGAAUUAGGUGAUGCUGCUGCAAAAGGUCUGGAUUUUGACUUCUUGGUACCUCAGGUUUCCGUAUAAAAGCAGCCUCUCUCAUAGACUCUUACAAAAAUUGUUCUAUUUUAUUCACCAUCUCUCUUCCCAUUUGCCUUUAUUUUAAAAAUAAUUACUAUCUUCAUAACAUUAUCAGUCUUUAAAAUUUAAAGUCUUUGGGGGGGGGACUUGCUUCCCCUCCAGGUAUAGGGUAGUAUAUAAAUUCAAAUAACAAGCAAACAAACUUGAGGUGGAGUUUCAAGAACAGCAUGGCAGCUGCUCAUAACACCCACAUGUCUACUGCCUGCUCAUAGCCAACUGAUAGUCUGCAGCUGCCACCAUGGGUAGGACUGAGAACCUUGAAAAUUGCCUCUGGAGGGGGCUACACAAGAUCAGCAGGCGUAAAAGGUAAAGGGAUCCAUGGCCAUUAGGUCCAGUCAUGGCUGACUCUGGGGUUGCGGCGCUCAUCUCGCUUUAUUGGCCGAGGGAGCCAGCGUACAGCUUCCGGGUCAUGUGGCCAGCAUGACUAAGCCGCUUCUGGCGAACCAGAGCAGCACACGGAAACGGCGUUCACCUUCCUGCCGGAGCGGUACCUAUUUAUCUACUUGCACUUUGAUGGCUUUUGAACCGCUAGGUUGGCAGGAGCAGGGACCGAGCAAAGGGAGCUCACCCCGUCGCGGGGAUUCAAACCGCCGACCUUCUGAUCGGCAAGUCCUAGGCUCAGUGGUUUAACCCACAGCGCCACCCGUGUCCCGUGUACACAAGAUCAGCAGGCAUACAGGCAUGCAAAUCCAGUAGUCAUCUAGAUGUUGCUGCCAAUCUUACUUAAAGCCUUCCUAUCCUGCUUUUCCUAUUGCUCACCCAAGGCAGUUUACAAAUAGUAAAACUACUUGAGAGUGAGUGAAUUGCUCGCUACUGUCUGCAGUGAAUGGCGGCAAAUCUCAAUGGUUCUCUCUGACUCUGUCUAUCUGGAGAUGCUGGGGAAUUCAACUGGGACCUUCUGCAUGCAACGCAUCUGUUCUGCCACUGAGCUAUGGCCCUUCCUCACUAAACAUUAGAAAUCUCAAUACACACUCCCAACAUAAAGUGUAAAAUGCAGAUUAAAAGGGAAGCAGUGACAAUAAGUACGCAUCAAAUACUCAGGGAAAAUAAAACACUUGGCAUCAGUCUGUGAAAUAGGUGGCAAGCAAAUAGUUCUAGGCAGAAUAUUCCAUACGUGGAGCAGCACCUCAGAAAAAGCUUUAUCCUUGGUCACACCUGUCAGUACAUUUCUAUAACACUUGAUUUGAAGAGAAACUUCCGGUCUCUUCCCCCCGCUUUUUCAAUCACAGUAUUGUACUACUUAUGGAAUUAUAGCAGCAUUGCUAUGAUAACAUUACAACAGAUAGUGCUGGUGCAAAUGCUGAUUAUGAGAAUGGUCUUGUAACCAAUGCCAAAUUGAUUUUAAACCAUACUUAGUAUUACAAAUUGCAAUGCAUGAUAUUAAAAAUUAAUGUGCUUUCAAAAUUUCAUAAGGUAAGCACUGUAGAUCAAUAGAAAGUGCCAGCCAUUUUGAGAGUGUUUGUUUUCUAUGAAGCAGUGAAAAAAUCAGAGCUGUAUCAGUGGACAAGUCAUUGGGGUCCUGUUGUAAGGUAAAUAGGAAUCUGCCUUAGACUGAGUCAGACCACUGAUCCAUCUAGCUCAGUAUGGCUCAUUGGAGUUUCAAUCUAAGGAUUGAGCCUGAGGCCCUGCCAAUAUAAAACUUCCCAAUGAGGUACAGCCUUUUUCUCUGGAAAGUCGUUUUCAGAGUCUUUGUCUGAUCAAAUUCCAUAUUUCCCAAGGCAAAAUUCUGGCAUGAAUGUUGUAAUUCCUGCAUUGCAGGGGGUUGUCCCCUUUGUCCCCUUUCAGCUCUGUUGUCCUGUGAUAGUGGUGAGCUGCUUCAUUCUUUUAUAAUGCAAGAUGUGUUGCUAGAUUAGGAGGUCUGCCAAGGGUUUUCCAUCCACCAGAUUCUUGCAAAUGUCUCUGAAUGGCACAGGCCUCCCAAGAGGAUUUUGGAUCCCUCAUGUGCCCUCAGGACCCUUCCCAGUGUAGACUCUUUCAACACUCCACAUGCCUCUGAGGUCAUCACAAAUGACUCCCAACGACAGCGGGAUCUUGGCUUUCUAGGCUCAACAUGAAUUUAGUGUCAUCUCUUGGGCUUAGGGUGGUAGUUUACACAUUGCCCCCAAAGAAGGUACCACUUAUUUCCAAUUUUAGCCAGGGCAGAGGUGGGCAAAUGCACCUCAACAUACUUGGUAUUGGUUUCAAGUCUUUGUGAUAAGAAUGCCCAUUUCAGCCACAUGCUUCAUGGAAGACUUGGGAAAAGAUCUGAGGUUUAAAUAAACCGGUGGCAGCACAAAAAUCAUUUUGGGGGAAAUAUUCAAAGCAUAAGCACCUGCAAAUAAGAAUUGAUAUUUUAACAGAGAAGGAAAUUUCAGGGGGGCUGAAACUGAGUUGUAAUGGUGAAGGAUGGGUGGAAUAUAUUGAGAUACUGUCUUGGGACAGUGAAUAUUGAUGAAAUAUGGAUCUCUACACACUUCUCUCUCUCUCUCUCUCUUAUACACAAACAAACAUACCUGUCUGCUAGCAACGUUCUGUAAAGUAUAUGUGUGGAUGUUUGUGUAUUAAAAGAUCUUUCAAAAUGGGAACUUAAUAUUUGGUCCCAGUUUCUCCCUUGAGCCUUCCUAGUUUCCUUAAGUCACCCGGGGGUAGAAAACAAAAACCCAACCUUGUAUAUUUCAAGCUAAUGAGUUCAGUGAUCCUACAAACCUGCCUUUUCAGCCACAGAACACUGCGGUAAAGACAUGACUGUGAGCUGCUUUUUACUUGAUUUCAUUAGACCCUCCCAUAGGCUUUGUGUAAGAUCCCUAGUGUGUAUUGAGCUUGAAUAGUCAGAAAUAAAAGGGGUUGAAGCUUGCUUUUAAAGUGUGAUUCUUGGAGUGCUGAAGAAAGUUCAGAUUGCUUUAGGUGCCCUUGUUUGUCUUGUUUUCUUUUCUCCUUGCUGUUAAGAAUUGGUGUAUGAGGACUACAAAGCUCCUAGGGUGGUUGUCCUGGGGGGGGGGGGUUUGAUGCGGGGAGCAGCUCUUAGUAAUAUUAGCUUUUUCCCCCCUUCCAGGUGUAAUUAUUAAUAUGUGAAUAACAGUUUUCUUUGAAGUAGCGGUGCUGGUAGAAUUUUUUUUUUGGUAUACCUUUUGUUAAAGUAUGUUAGCAUUAUGCUUCCUUGUAAAGAUGACUUUCAGAAAUGAGGCUUGUCAGGUCUUUGUGAAAAGAGCCCUCUUCUCUCCCCCCUCCACCAACCAUUCAUUCAGCAUUGUUCAUGGCAUUAACACACCAUUGAACAAAUUGCCCUUCUUGCAUAUGCUAAUCCUGAACUUAAAAGAACCCAUUGUGACAUGUUUAAUGCUUUUGCUGGAGGGAAGAUGAGAAUUGGAGGCAUGUCAAAUUAUCAUGUGACCCAGAAAUAUCUCAAAUGCCUCUCUUCCCCUUUGGGUCAACAGUUUGUACUUAGCAUUAUCUAAAAGAAAGUAGCCUGUAGAUUGUGGACACAAUUAGUUCUUGCUCUUGUAUUUUGGCCUUCCUUUCACAUUCUGAGUUUUAUGUUGGAAGUGGGGUUGUUUUUUUUGUUAUUGUUAUUUUAAAGAAGUGCUAAGCAGUAAAUUGGCUGAGACCAACCAUUUUAUCAGUUAGGCAGUAAGGUCAUUUCGCUUCGUACUGCUUUGUGUUUCUUCAGUUUAUGAUUCUUAUGGGUGAUAUCCAACAUUAGUCAUACUCCGAGCAGACUCACUGAAAUAAUUGGACUCAAGUCCAUUAAUUUCUCUGUGUCUGCUCUCAGUAGGAUGACACACAAGCAGAUUAAAGCUUACAUUUGUUUAUUUACUUACAAUAAUUUAUAAGCCGCAAAUACAAAACAUUCCUGAUUGGUGUACACCAUAUUUAAAACAAAGCAAUAUAGGAGUAAAGUAUAAAACAGGAAAGAUUCAUGAAUCUGAAGGCCGUAUUAUAUUCUUCUUGUAUGGCUUGAUAGUUGAAAGGUGGGAACCUGUUGUGAACUGCCCUGUGGUCUUCAGAUGAAGGGUGGUACACAAAUUUAAUAAUAACCACCGCCUCCUGUGGACCUCCAGAUCCUGGUGGAGUACAUCUCCUAGCAUCCUUGGCUAUUGGCCAUACUAGCUAAGUGUGUUGGGAGCUGAAGGUCCUCUGGAGGUUCACAUGUUCCCCACCUCUGUUAUACCAGUUUCUUACGUAAGUCUUUUUGUUGAGUACAGAGAGAUGCAGGCAUAUAAAAUUUCUAUUUAUCUAGAACAACAUGGCAGCCACAGGUAUCUACAAAUUCCUCUUCCACCUGCCCUGCCCAAAAUAGGCUUGAAAGAAGCAUUCUGUUGUAGACAACAAAAUAUAUUUUGAUGUCGUGUGCCUGAUGCCUGUGAUUUUCUUCAGUUUCCAAAUGUGCACCAAAAAGGUUGGUGACCCUCAAACUGGAGCCACUCUUAACUGUUCAGCUGAGAUCCAAACAGAGUUGGCACUCCUGCUGUCUGCUCCUUUCCACAGGCUUUCACUUAAAAGAGGAGUAAUAUAUUAACCAUUAGCAAUGCAAAUUUUAAGGCAGACUGUAAAUUAAGAGGAGAUUAAGACAAACUCCUUUUCAGAAGCACAAAUGCUUUAUGCUUGGCUGAAAUAUUUUUCAUGAGUAAAUAGCCCCUGAAUUUCUCCCCAUAAAAAGCAUUCGAAUAAGACCAUAUAUAAUAACAAGCUCUUUGAUUCAGGUGACUUGCACAAACCUUUUUCCUAAAACAGCUGUUUUGUGGGUAUCUGAAUCUGCUUUUAAGGUUUUUAUGUUUGUAAAGUACUAUCUGGAAAUGUAAUUAAUGUACUUGAAUAGUAAAAUGCUAUCUGGAAAUGAAUGCAAGAAAUGUGCCUAUUUCAAGCUUAGGAAAUGUGUGCAAGGAGAUCUUUAAGGUAAAUGUCUACGACCUUGUGUUUGUGUUUACAGAGUAACUCACUCUUGGUUCCGGAUAGCCUGCGGAGCACAGAUAAACGAAGGAAUGGACCUGACUAUUCCAAUGACAUGAAAAAAAGAAAGGUGGAUGAUAAGGACUCGAGCCACUAUGUAAGUAAAUCUGUCAACGAUGAUUAACUUACUUUCAGAUGCUGUGCAUGUAUGGAGGAACUCAUACCUGGGCUUCACAUGGUCAUGGAUGUGAAAGAGUGAACACUGGCAGCCUAACUUUUGCUUCAUAUAAAGGGAUGUCAAGAAUUUGAUCUUAUUAGUUAUGAAUUGUGGUUCUUUCCCUUCCUUUCCUCACCACCUUCUGGGUCUCUCAGCACCUUUUCUCUGAAUUCUGUCAGGUUGCCAGGAUACCUGCAGCUCUCAUCAUUCCAAGAGUGCUGUCAUUAAGACUGCCAUUAUGUCUGAACUGGGCUUUUUCUUGUUAAUGAAUGACCUUGCUUCUGUGAUCCUUGAUAACCAUACUAACAAUAGGAUAUCUUUAGCCCAGAUAAUGCCUGAAGUGUAGUUCUGCUGCCAAACCUAAGCCUGUCUGGCAGUGUGUGCUCUAUGGAUGGGAGACCAUUUGAGACAUUCCCAGAGUAGAAACAGAGUAGAAUGGUAUAACAGGUGAAGAGCAAAAGCAAGAGACUCAUGGAGAGUGGGGAUCAGGUGCCACCUUGUAUAUCAGAUUAUCUAGCACAGGCACAUCCAACAGGUAGGUUGUGAUCUACCCGUAGAUCACUGACCUGAACCCCCCAAAAGGGGGUAGAUCACUGCCAGUUUUUAACUCUGUGAGUAGAUUGCAGUCUCUUGGGAGUUGGCCACCCCUGAUCUAGCACAUUUGUCAGGUAUGUUUUUAUUUUUGUACAGAAAUUGAUGUUCUCUUUUUAGCUGGUUAUGAUUCAUCCAUCCAUCCAUCCAUUCAUUUCUUACCUGUCAUUCACCAUAAGGUCCGAGGAAAGCUUGCAAUCAUGUACUCAUACAACUAAAAACAAAUAAAACAGUUUAUACAGUUAUGAACAGAAGUGAAAUCAUUCCACAUAAAAGCAUCCGAGAACAAUAAUGAUUACUAAUAGUAAUUCAGUUUAUAAUCUUCCCAAAGAAGCCAAUAACAACAAACAUUGAUAUCAUAAAAUAUUAUAACAACAGAUUAAUACAUUCUUUGAAAAUGUUUUAAAAAACACAUUUAUCAGCCAAUGAUUUCAAGGUUGCCAGGAAUAGUAACAUAUGGUCAUCAAGUGCUUGGGUAAACAGGAAUAUUUUUAAAUUUCUCUUGGAAGUCAGUAAUGAGGGAGACACUGUAUGGUAUCAAGAAAUGUGGUCCAGUGCCCCAGUGGAAAAGUUAACAUACAAGAUGAAAGCAUUUGGAAAAGGAAAUGAAACAGACAACUUUGGUGAUAUAUGCUACCUUUUAAAAAAUUGCAUGCAAUAAAGAAAACAAUUUUAUAUCUUUUCAAAUGCAUAUUAACUUAUGGUUAACAUUCACAGAUCUUGGCUAACUGUAUUGCUUUCUAUAUAUUUCUUUGUAUUACCUUAUUAUAAUGACCAUGUCCACACAUCAGUGAUAUUGAUUUAUUGUACUUUCUUUAAAAAUUAUGCAUUACAUUUAAGCCUACUGUUUGUAUCUUUACCAAAAUCAAAUAAAUACAUUUUAAAAAUAAGGUGGAAGACAGAUAAUCUUCAUCAGGUGGGACUUUUCACAAAUGGGGAACCACCAAUGAGAAGGCUCUGUAGAGAUGAGAUGGCCUGGAAAAAACCCAGAAAAAUUGGGGGAGGGAACCAGGAACGCCCCCCUUUUCCCCCCAAAGCCAUUUUUUUCUGGAAAAAUUGAAAAAAGCAGUUUGAUAUAGUUUGAAUAUUCCACACAUUUUUUUUUCUUUCAAAUUUUCCCGGGGAAAAGGCUUUGGGGAAAAAUGGAAAAAAACUGGUCCCCGCCCCUUCUUUUUCCAGUUUUUUCCCCAGGCCUUCCCAUCUCUACCCAUGACAGAGCCUUCUCUUGGUGGUUCCCCAUUUGUGAAAAGCCCCACCUGCUGAAGUCAUGGGUCAGUGCCAACCAGGCAGCCCCCAGUAGCAGCAGCACCAACGACAGAAAUUAGCAGAACAAUAGAAGCUGGCUAAAGAGGGGCAUCCUCAGCAAACAGCAGAAACUACAAUGAAGAUGCUAGAUGCACUUCAAAAAAAGAGAGCCAGUGUGGUGUAGUGGUUGAGAGCGGUAGUCUUGCAAUCUGGGGAACCGGGUUCGUGUCUCUGCUCCUCCACAUGCAGCUGCUGGGUGACCUUGGGCCAGUCACACUUCUUUGAAGUCUCUCAGCCCCACUCACCUCACAGAGUGUUUGUUGUUGGGGAGGAAGGGAAAGGAGAAUGUUAGCCGUUUUGAGACUCCUUCGGGUAGUGAUAAAGCAGGAUAUCAAAACCAAACUCUUCUUUCUCUCUAUAUCUAUAUCCAGUGCUUUUUCCCCCGGAGGACGCAGGGGUACGCAUACCCCUAAACAUUUUGUGAAUCUAAGUUUGGCCUCAUUGAGGGACAGUAUUUCAAUAUGAGUAGGAAAAUGAGAGUACCCCUAAACAUUUUGUGUGUGGAAAAAACCACUCUCUAUAUCUAUAUAUCUGUCUAUAUCUCUAUUUGUAUUGUUUAAGCCUUGGACUUGCAAUGUAUUUGAUCUGUAUUUAUGUUUGGUCUUUCAGCUAAAGUUAAUAGACAUACUGUAGUAAAGUGUACUGACCAAAAACAAAUACUUUGUUUUCAAAUUUAGGACAGCGAUGGGGACAAAAGUGACGACAACUUAGUUGUGGAUGUGUCCAAUGAGGUAAGUUGCUUUGCACUGGAAUGUAUAUAAUUGGAAGUGGGGUUUUUUCCCAAGGCACUGCACCAUGUUUCUGAAAGUUGUGGAUUACUUUUGCUUAUCUAUGGUUGAAUAUCUGAGCUACAGUAGUCGUCCCUGUGGUCACUGGUCUCUUGGAUAGGCACAGGGUAGUGGGGCAUAAUAGUAGUGAUUUUCCAUGCAGAGGCCAGAAUACUUUCACCACAAGUCAUGGAUGCUUUGGAGUUCUUAAUCUGAGGGCCUUCUGGCGGUUCCCUCACUGCGAGAAGUGAAGCUACAGGGUAUUAGACAGAGGGCUUUCUCGGUAGGGGUGUCCUCUUUGUAGAACACACUCCCAUCAGAUGUCAAGGAACUAAAUAACUAUACAACUUUUAGAAGCCAUCUGAAGGCAGCCCUGUAUCAGGAACUUUUAAAUUCAGUGCUUGCUAUUGCCUUUGCCUUGCCCACAAACCAUCCAGGACCCUUCAUCUCCACGGGCAAGUCCUGCUCAUUCACCACGUGAGAACGGCAUAGACAAGAACCGCCUCUUGAAGAAAGAUGCCUCUAGCAGCCCAGCAUCCACUGCCUCAUCCGGAAGUUCUACUUCCAUGAAAUCCAAAGAAAUCGGUUUGGUGAGUGUUACCCCUCUGGCCUGACCACUGUUGUAUAUUUGGAUGCCUAAUAAUUAUCUAUUUCAACUUCACGUGUAAAUGGUACAUGUCGGGGGUAGUGUUAGAUUGGGGGAGUGAGCCACCACCUAAGAAAACAUAAGGUGGUUGUGCAACUAAUAAAUGAAAUGCCUUCUAAUCAAACACUUGUUUAAACCCAGCUCUCUCAAGAUCAGUGAGAAUUUUGCCCUUUCAGUUCACUGAGAUAUGGUUUGCAAUUUUGUCAAAUUAAUUUGUUGAAAGUCAAAACAGUUAAGUUUUCUAGGCUGCAGCUCUCAACAGAUUGUCAAACACACAUUUGUCUCUAGGACCUUCGGAUUAAUCUGAGAAAGUAUUCAAUAUUUAGACACAUAUUUUAGGCAUUAGGAUCUAAGCAGUGUGAUCUUCUGUCAUUAGCAUCAUCCAUUGACCCUUCUGUACAUGGGUGAUGUUGUAAACUAAUUUAAUUCCUUUCAAUUAUUUGAACUGAUCAGUUAACCAAAUGUAUGAAUAUUUUGACUCCCGACCAGACAAAGCAGCAUUGAUUUCUUUUUAGAUUUUUUUGUGACUAUUCUCCUAGAUUUUCUAAAUGUUAUGUUAUGUUUUAUUUAUAUCUCUUAUGUUUUAUUUAUAUAUCACUUUUCGGCCCCAACCUCUAUUUAGUUGCAAACCAUUAUGUUUUUAUUGUUAUGGCAACCAGUUAGUAUGCUAUACAGGUAAUAUGAAUUUUCAAAUUGGAAUCUUGAUUUAUAUCAAUGAUUUAAAUUGGUCUUCUCUCUCUCUCUGAUGUUUAAAUCCUAAUUUGAAAGCUCCCGUUUUCACAUACAGCAUAAAUGCUGCUAAUGUUCCUUGGAAUUUAGGAAAAUAAGUCUAGAGAAUUAGGCAGUUAGCACUCAGCAUCUCAGUUGCUGUUGUGAUCAAUUGUGUAACAUGGCCUGGAUAAAAAGCAAUGUUUCUUGAUACCAGCAUGAAAAGGGCAGCACACCGGUUCUGAAGUCCAGCACACCAACCCCACGAAGUGAUGUGCCAACCCCAGGAACCAGUGCCACUCCAGGCCUUCGUUCAGGCCUUGGCAAACCUCCAUCAAUGGAUCCUCUGGUCAACCAAGCAGGUAACACAAACCUCUUUUGAUGUUGUUUCCUUCAUGAAUACUUAUAAUCAUUAUCAAGAAGAAUGAUGUGUUAAUAGCUCCCCUAGCUUGUGUCUGUCUCUCUCUGUUUCUGAUGUGUUUGCAUGCUGCUGCCUUCUGAAAUACUAACAUAGUUUGAAUUUCUGAUCAUUAUUCCAAGUGCUAGUUCCUUUCUGAAACUAUUAUCCCAUAUUUGAGACUGAGACAGCUAAUGUUUGUUGAAGUGCACAUAAUGACAAACACAGAACGGCACCAUGUGCAUCUGCGUGCGAACUGCAGUCGGUUGCAGCACCAAAUGUUAUAAAUUAUGCCCAGUCUCGAAAGAAAUAUGCCCAGCGACCUCUAGAAGUGUUUCUCAUGGGCUGUGGGGAGAGAGAGAGAGAGUGUUGCAGGCAGUCAGGAUGUGAUGAAUAUUAUCUACAUUUUCAUGUGCCUCUUUACAUCUGCUUCUUUAAUGGGCAAAUGUUAAAAGCUAUCACAUUCAGUAUUGUUGAAAUGGGUUUAUCACAAUCGUACGCACAGUUCUAUAAUAAUUUUUUUUGAGAACUAGUAAUUGAUCAAAGUUAAAAUUAUAGAGCACUUAACGGAAUUCAACUAUGGAACACUCUAAAGCAUAUUAUUUGCUUCAGAGAAGAAGGAGGCUGUACCCUCCCCUCACUUCUACCUGUCAGUCCCCUUUUACUAUAGCAGCCAUCUCCUCCGCCCCCCGAUCAUUGCUGGGGACACGGCUUAGGCACCACUACCCUGGCAAAUCUUGGGGUGAGGGCCACAGCCCCCUCUGCUCCCAUGUUUCUGGAAUCCAUAAAUAUGCAGGUUCUGGUCUACACAGCUGCAAUUUGGAGAUGAUGUUAAGCACAGUUUGGAUUAUAGCUAGCGCUGUGGACACAAUAGUUUGGGUUUUGUGGAAGAAGCACCCAUGUGGAAUUCCAGGGUGCUUGUUGCUUUCUGUGAAGAGGGACGACAAAGGAAACUGUCCUGAGCAUCAGUAUGUUUUCUUAUUGUACCGCAGCUGCUGGCUUGAGGACACCUCUUGCUGUUCCCGGACCGUACCCUGCUCCGUUUGGAAUGGUACCACAUGCUGGCAUGAAUGGAGAGCUGACCAGCCCAGGAGCAGCCUAUGCCAGCCUACACAACAUGUCCCCGCAAAUGAGUGCUGCUGCAGCCGCAGCCGCUGUGGUUGCCUAUGGGCGAUCCCCUAUGGUAGGCUUGCAAACUGAACUGGGUGGGGACAGGGCUCACCGAGAGAAACCUCUAUGCAACAUUUGGCAUUGUCAAGCUCCUGGGAUAUAACAGCACCAGAGACUUUAUUGCUCUGCCGUGUGGCUUAUGAAGCUACAUGGCAGGAGCAGCUGAAACUACUUUCCCCCUUAUUUAAAAAAGUGAAGGGUGUAUCUGUCCUAUUUAUGUAUGCUGUCUAGUUUUUGAAAGCAGGCUUCAUUGCCUUGCUCCAUUAAAAGGUAGCUUGAAACCAUAAAAUUGUUUCAUUGGUUUGCUGAGCACUUGAUUAUUCUCUUGGGGAAGAAGAUAUAUACACUUAGUGAGUAUCUGACAUUCAUUUUGUUGCAUACAGGAUUUUAUUUUUCUGUUUCUGUUUUCGUAUCAUUGAAAUAGAGCAAAGAUGGGAAACCUGUAGCUCUCCAGAAGUUGUUCAGCUCCCAUUAGCUCCAGCCAUCAGAGAUGAUGGGAGCUGUAGUCCAACAAAUACAUGGAAGGCAACAGCUUCUCCAUCUCUGAAAUAGAGGGUCCUCCUCCUUGUAGACUGUUCUGUAAUGGAAGUGAUAUAUCAUAGAAGCACACACCCAUCACGUAUUGUCUCGGCUUUUUGAGACCCUAGUAUUCCAAAUUCCUCAGUAUGUGGAUCAAUUUCAUCAUGUGGUGAGAUUUGUGUGAAAUUGUGGCUACGUUCAGGUGCAGCAUUAAACUGUAGCUUAGUUUUUAUGAGAGUGUGCAAAUCUUCGGCUCAAGAGCUCCUUCCUGGGCUCCUCCAUCACAGCCAUGACACAGAGAUGGAAAGAUUCUGCUUCCUCAGCUAUCAUCCAAACCUUAAACUGUGGUUAGUCUUGAUUGUGGUUAGUUGAAACAAGUGGACUUCAUAAACCAGGGAAUGCCAACUCUUUUGGACUAAUGGAUGCAUUUUGAAUUUUGAGAGUGUGCUGAAGGCAGCAGCCACAAAAUUGCUACCAUAGAGAGGGUGUGGCAUAACACGAAAUGGCUCCCAUGUGGAGCAUGGUAUAACACAAAAUUAGAGAGACUGUUAUUCCCCCAGCAACCUUAGGUUUACCAUGGUAAGUCAGCUGUGUGUCAGCUGAUUUCUCACUUACAUGCACACUGAUUCUGUUGCCGUCUGAUAAUAACAGAGAACGUCCCUCAGUUCCAGGAAAAGUAUACAAUGCAGCUAUACCACUCUCCUUUCACAGAAAUCACUUAGACGGUACCUGCACAUUUUGCCCCAUAACCUGCUUUCUACGAGGGUUAGAGACUUAUUUUUAGUAGUAGUAGUAGUAGUAGUAGUAAAAAGGUAAAGGUAAAGGACACCUGACAGUUAAGUCCAGUCGCGAACGACUCUGGGGUUGCGGUGCUCAUCUCGCUUUACUGGCUGAGGGAGCCAACGUUUGUCCACAGACAGUUUUUCCAGGUCAUGUGGCCAGCAUGACUAAGCUGCUUCUGGCGAAACCAGAGCAGUGCAUGGGAACGCUGUUUACCUGGAAUGCUGUUUACCUGGAACGCCGUUUACCUGGAAUGCCAGAGCAGUACCUAUUUAUCUACUUGCACUUUGACGUGCUUUCAAACUGCUAGGUUGGCAGGAGCUGGGACUGAACAACGGGAGCUCACCCCGUGGCGGGGAUUCGAAUCACUGACCUUCCGACUGACAAGCCGUAGGCUCAGUGGUUUAGACCACAGCGCCACCCAUGUCCCAGUAUAAUAAUAAUAAUAAUAAUAAUAAUAAUAAUAAUAAUACAGUCUGGGACACCUCUGGAAGUCGUCAUGAGCAUAAUGGCACCCACAGGCAUUUGAUUGGUGUCCUCUGUCAUAAACUUUGACUAGAUAUUGGCUUGCUUCAACUGACUAUCAACCACAACCACUGUUGGUCAAGGUUCGGAUGACAUAGCAAACUGCAGUUAAGUCUAGAAAAAGAGAAAGCUUCCAAACACCUCAUGCCACACCAGAGGAGGAAGGGGAAGCACAAAUGUUCCAAACUCACUACAGAUCUCCCAUUAUGUCCAAAUGAAGCCAAUAUGUGGUUUUUCAAGGCCUUCAGAAACAUGCUUUAGACGUGUGUCUUGUCUAUAACCUUUGAACACACACACUUACUUUUUGUGGUGCACAAUAUCAUUCAUUAUUAAAUUGUUUUGUUUAUAACAAAAAUCCACAUUCUCAUAAUCACUACAAAGGAAUUAUAAAUUCAAAAGUGUUGAUAUUUACUGCAGAUAAAAUCAAUACAGUAGAGUUGAUUAAGGCUUUGGUGUACUUUGUUGUAUGCAUGAAUUGUCUACCACAAAAUGAGACAUGCACGAAUAUAAUUUAGCACCUAUUUGCCUUGGCCAAUGAUAAACAGGCCCACAUGUCUAGUUAACUUGGGUUUUGAACAAGCCAUUUCAUUGUUACAUUCACAUGAGGUAUAAAAUCAAUGCCUGUCUUUCGUGAGCUUCAUGCUGUGAGAGCCAUUGCUUAUGUGGCCAAAAUGGCAGCAGCCAUGCAGAAGGGAGAAGUAUAAGCAAGUUUGCACAAAACAAAAACAAAAACAGAAGGAGGGGCAGGAGAUUUGCAGAACAGCCCAGUGAAACCUGAGCAUGCUCAGUGGCUAUGGAAUGCAAAUGCUUUUUGUUCUGGUGCAGCCAAUGGGGAAAGUGUGUUUUCUAAAUGGUCAGCGAGUUCUGAGACAUCUAUUUGCUCACUAUCAGGUUGGAUUUGAUCCUCCUCCUCAUAUGAGAGUACCCGGCAUCCCUCCAAAUCUGACUGGAAUCCCUGGAGGAAAACCGUAAGUAAUGUCUGACAGCAUAACUAAGUCUAAAUCAGCCAGAGCUCAUUCUGUUUACCUUUUGUCAACACAUGACAGUUCCACAGGGGAAGGUACGUGGAAUUUUCCAGAAAGGUUACAGCCAGCUGCUGAUAAGGAUUUUCAAAAUACAAUCACCAAUAGCAUUUUCAUACUGUUUUUAUUUCUAGUGCAUGCCAUUUCGUUGGCAUGUUAGAAGCAAUUGGCAAGAUGUGCUUCUCUUUUCCUAGAACUUUGCCUCACCAGACUGCUGAGGAGGAAUUUAGUACUUGGGUGGAAUAAAGAAAAUAUGUCCUUGUUUUGAUUUGUUUUUAAUCUGAAAACCUCUCCUGUGAAGAUAGGAAUUCCUGUUUCUAAUUUUAGUAGGAUCUGAAGAUUUAUUUAAUUUUUAGGAAUCAUUAAAAUGGGAAUCUGUACUUCUCACUUGCAUGGAAACAUGGCUGUGCAUUCCAUGCCAUUUGUGGCUUUUGCAUGUAGAUUUUGAGAGCUUCUGGCCUGUGUGGUUAUUGAGAGCAGUGGCAGCUGAUGCCCACCAGACCUAGAGGAAUAGCCAGGUUGUUGGGGGUUUCUCCCCAUCCCCAUCCCUUGCAAUGCUACUGUGGACACUUUGGCAUUAUAGUCUUAGAAAUAGUACUUCACUAAAUUUUCAAUUUCUUGUGUGGGUUCAUGCCAAAGAAGCUAUGCAUUUCUUAGAAGUAAACCACACUGGAUUCCAUGACUUCGCUCCCUGAUAGGUAUGCAUAGGAUUGCAGCCUGAAUUGGUUCAUCUUAAAAGAGCCACACAGGAUUGUUAACAGGGGAACAGAUCUAUGGGGAACUAUUAUGCAUUCCUCACCACCCCAAAUGUGGAAUGGAGAGAUAUAAAGAGGACCUGGGAGUCAAGGGCCUGUGUGACGUUGCACCAGUCAUUGUCUCUCAGCCUAAACUGCUUCACAGGGCUAGUGUGAGGAAAGCAUGAGGUGAAAGAUGACCCAUGUAUGCUACUUUCAGCUCCUUGGAGGAGAGGUGGAAUGAAUAUAAGCAUAAUACUGAUAAAUAGGGGGGAAACAAAAUAAAAAGUCUUAUAUCUGGCAAUAUCCUGAUUUUGGAUUGGAUUGAAUGGAACACAGGCUUGCAAAGACAUGCAUCUGAUUGGGUGGGGAGGCUCCCGCUAGCUUUGCCUCAAUGCUGGGACACUUUCAGGGUGUUUCUGAGGGACUUGGAUUGACGAGAGUUAAUUCCCCAAGAAACAAAAUCAACAUGGAGGUUCAGAGGGGUUCCCUGGUACUCCCAUUGAAAUUCUCCACUCCUGGAGACAGGAAUGGGGCAUAGAGGUGAUUGUGAUUGGCUGUGCUGCCCAGAGAUGUGAUUGGCCAGCACAGGAGAUGAAGCAUGUCCAGAGUGUCUUGUAAUGUGAGGUACUGUAUCAAAUAUGAAUGUACAGGACAGAGAGGCUUUGAGGCUUUAGGGUGGGCAGUGCCCCUCCUGCCCUAAUGGACCAGGAUAAUUUGUUGUGAUUGUUUAAAUUGCAUGCUUGCAAAAUGUCUGGUGCUAAAAAACUAAAACCAACAGCAAUAUGAAGCUAAGGACCUUUGGUGUCCUGAACAGUUCAAUAACCCAUUGGCUGUUAUUGUUUGGUCCAUGUUUCUUAGAAUUUAUUUAAAAACAAUACUCCAUAAUACCUAGUUCUACUCCCCUCCCCUCUCUUUCUCUCUUUCUCUUUGCUGGACGCAGCUUCCAUCUUAGCUUGUGCGUACUAUAUAAAUAGACAAGAUAAACUUUGAAAAUCCUAGGUGCUGAGCUGAUCUCCUUUCAUUAUUUGCCUUUGAAACGAGGCUGACGCUACGCCUGAUCACCCCAAGGCAGCGGGAUGCCUUCAGUUACCCAUAGCAACUUUCUGAUGGCAUAUCCUUAUCUGUGAUAGAUAAGUCUAUUGAAAAUUUCUGGUGUAGGAGUACAGAUAAUGCACCGUCUGCCACAGAUUCAUAUUGACAGCAGGAGAGUUUUCAGCUUCAGUCUGAAAAGCUUGCUUCUUUCAGGCACACAAAUCGAGAUGUCACAUUGAAUUUAUUUUGUAAAUGGGAUGCAGCGUCCUUGCUGUGUAUCCUCUUCUUAGUAGGGGGGAGAUUUCCAUUCCCCUCCCAAACAAAUAACUGCAACUCCUUCCGUGUCUCAGCUGACUGGUGCUCUAUUAUUUCAUACCCAGAGCAAGUUGUGUGUUGCCUUAUGUUUGGGUUUGUUUUAAAGCCUUGUGUGCUAGUUCUAUCUUUCCUGAAAAUAGCAUUUUUGUACAAGCUGAUGACAAUUAGAAUAGAAUUGGUUGCUGUUUUUUAAAAAGAAAUCAGCCUCUUAGGAACACACUCUUGUUUUCCAUUCUGCUGCUAUUGAAAGAACUCCCUCUGGACAACCUGCUUCCUGUUUCUCCUCUACCACCUGACAACAUGUUAACAGAAUGUAAGGCCCACAACUUUUUUUUAAAUAGCCUGGCCCUUGUUAAAGGCUACUUGUCUUUAAAAUCCUGAGGUUGACUUUGGGCAUUAAUGAUGUAUGCAAAUGCUAGAAGCAUGGGGAUCAUGCUUGCUGUGCUGAUGUAUAGCAUUAACAUCCAAACAUACUGUAAGCUUCUUUUCAAAAAUAUAGUCUCCUUUCUACUGCUUGCCAUUUUAUAUAGUAAUCCUUGUACACAGUGAAACUUCCAAGACAGCAUGCAUAGAACGGUAAAGGUAAAAAGUCAGCAUGCAUAGGAUAAGAGUCAUAGUGGCGUUGGCCAAUUGUAAGCUGACCUAAAAAGUUAGGUGUCCUUCUGUACAGUGGUGUGGGUUUUCUGGAGAAAUUUUGAACCAGAAAAAUUUGCAGUGCAAAUUAGGCUAAUUUGCAUAGUAUUCUUUGCAUGGAACAUGUACAGUUCACAUUAGAAAAGUUACUGAUGCCCUAGAGAGUGCUCUAGUUUAGCAUGUUUAUUUUACUUUUAUUUAGUAAGCAAAGCUAAAAACUUUGAAACUGUUCAAGCUUGCCUAGCAUUCAAUUUUCAGUUGGCAUCUAUUUAUCAUUAGUAAUGAACAUGGAAAAUUAAAGCACUUACAUUUUUUCCAGCUCAUAUCACUGCUCUUUUGUUCUUUGAGAUACAGUGGUGCCUCGCAAGAUGAAAUUAAUUCGUUCCGCGAGUUUUUUUCGUCUAGCAAAUUUUUCAUCUUGCGAAGCACGGUGUCGGAAAAGUUUUGGAAAAGCUUCAAAAAUCACCAAAAACCUCAAAAAAGGCUACCACACCGCGUUCUCUGAGUUGCUCCUCGAAGUCAAGUCGCAACUGUAUUAACAGUGUUAAGAAAAAGGAAACAAACUUGCAAAAAACGCAAGACGUUUUCGUCUUGUGAAGCAAGCCCAUAGGGAAAUUCGUCUUGCGAAGCAGCUCAAAAACUGCAAAACCCUUUCAUCUAGCGAGUUUUUCGUCUUGCGAGGCAUUCGUCUUGCAGGGCACCACUGUACUGCAUCCCAAAUUAUUUUUCAUGCAAGAGGUCCCAGACUGCCUUUUAGACAUCAAGACUGUAGCCUAUUUUCUUUCCAAAAGAGUUUCCUUCUAAGCUUCUAGUUUAUUUCCAUCUUUCCGUCUAGUUGUAGUUGUGGUUUAUUCUGGUGCAGCCUUUUGUAAUUUCACCUCCAUACAAAGUAGUAAUCAGUGUGAUCCCACAGCUUCCUAACUUGUGCAUAUCUGGAUAGUGAAAAUGGUAUGUGGUCAUGUUGAUCUUCCGAUAUAACAAUAUUGGUCUAAUGAACCAUAGUUUAUUAGUGUGACCCCACACACCAUAGACUGAGAAUGAGAUUUGUGCUCAGGCACUCUAUCUUCACUCCCUCUCUUCUCAUCCUUUUAUGUGCCCAGCUUCAGUGCCACUGUGGAGGAGUGAGUGCAUAGCCCACCACUCCUUCUGUCUAAUAGGCCAUGGAUUAAACUGCAAUUGUUAGGUCUGAAUGGGGCCAAUGUGUCUUACUUGACCAGGUAGUUCAAAAGUCUUCGGGCAGCGUGUUGAGAGAGGGAAACUAAUUUCGGUUAUAUGUUGAUGGUGAUAGGUCCCUGGCUGAGUUUCUUCUGUUUUAUUUUAAAAGGGAGUGCAGAAUAACUAAAUUGCAUAAUCAAUAUUUUAAGCCCUACAGAGAAUCUAGCAAAUGGGUAACUAGCAGUAAGUGAAAGUAUGAGGUGGAUGAGGAGAGCACUUUAUUUCCUAUUUUACUUCCCUUGGUUCAUGUGAUGUGCUUCGGGCCUCUAAGCAUUGAUUCCUCCCUCUCUCUCUUGAAUAGCCAUGCCUUCCUAUAAAUCAUCUAGUGUUGGCAUCUGCUGUGAAUCACUGAAUGGCCAAGGACCUUUUUCAGGGGGCAGGGGAGAUGUUGUAGGGCCACGAUAAGUAAUCAUUAAGCACUGAAGCCAUUCUUCAAUCGAUCUGAUCACAAGAGCAUGGGAAGCUGCCUUCUACUGCCUCAAACCACUGGUCCAUCUAGCUCAGUGUUGUUUACACGGACUGACAGAGCCUCUCCAGAGCUUCAGGCAAGGUACAUUCCCAGCCUUACCUAGAGAUGCCAGAGGUUGAGCCCAGGGAUCUUCUGCAUGCCCGGCAGAUGCUGUACCUUGGAAGGUCAUGACAGCAUUUCUCCAGAUAAAUUUAGGCAUCUGUUCAUGUUGAUUUGCGUUUUGCACUCAGGAAUUGAUAGGUGUGAAUUGCUGGGGGAGGCAAGGAACUAAAAAUAACAUUUUCACUUUGCAAAUACAACAUUGCAUCAAAACUGUGCCCACAUGGCUAUUUCCCAAGCCAGGUGGCAGUUGUGUGGAAAGAAGGCACGUCACCGGCAUUGCACAAGUGGUGAGCUUUCCUUGAGCCGCUCCACAACAUCUACUCUGCUUGCAAGUGUGAACUGGUACACAGUUAUGACUUAGUAACUGAAAUAGGCCAGCUUUGUGACCUGGGGCUUCCCCUCCCACCUUCUUCUUUUCAUCCCAAACAGAGCAUACUCAUUUCACGUUACUGCAGAUGGUCAGAUGCAGCCAGUUCCUUUCCCCCCAGAUGCUCUCAUUGGACCAGGAAUACCGCGUCAUGCUCGCCAGAUCAACACCUUGAAUCACGGGGAAGUGGUGUGUGCUGUCACCAUCAGCAACCCAACAAGGCACGUGUACACUGGUGGGAAGGGAUGUGUCAAAGUCUGGGAUAUCAGCCAGCCUGGCAACAAGAGUCCUGUUUCUCAGCUGGACUGUCUGGUAAGUUUAUCCUAUAGAAACUGGAGUCCAGUAUUGAAAUAUAGGAACCUGGUGAAUUUAACUAGGUCAUUGGCUAACAUCUGAACCCCCUAAAACAGCCUUUCUCAACCUGUGGGUCCUCAGAUGUUGUUGAACUACAACUCCCAUCACUCCUAGCUAGCAAGGCCAGAGCUCAGGGAUGGUGGGAGUUGUAGUCCAACAACAUCUGGGGACCCACAGGUUGAGAACCACUGCCCUAAAGGGACCCCUAAGUAAAAAAGGAAAGUUAAAUGUUUUAAACAGUAAGUAAUAAAAGCUAAACAAUGGAGCUGCAGAGAAACCAAGCCAAGGAUCAAAUACUUGUUGAGCCCUGAACCUUGCUCUCUUAGAUGGAACUCAGAGAGGUAGGGGUGGGUAUAUAAACAAGCCUACUGAACAAACAUAAAAUUUACAUUUAUUGUUUCACCCACUCUGGCCUUUGGCCCUGCCCAGGUAGCCCCCUGACGUUUGCCCCGAAGAGCAAGCAGUUUCAGGCAAAGAAGGUUCCCCAUCUCAGCUUUGCUUCUGCAUGGCAAUGGCAGAUAGAACUGGUUUCUUGCUCUCAAGCCUUGCAAGAACCAGUGCCCAUCUUCUACAGCUGCUUCAUUUUCCCUUGUUGAUUUUGGCACCCAUUUUGCAGCCUUUACAAUUUUGUACCCCCAGAAAGCGGGCAGUGAAGAAGUGAAACUCUUAUGGCGCAGCAAAUCCAGAGUUUAACUUUGAUUGUGUUAAGGAUUGCUCAGGCUGAUCUUAGGUGAACUGUUUGCCAGAUGUAAAAUGGUGAUGGAGUGGCUUAACAAAUGUGGCAUUUGUACCAAAUACUUAACUUUUAUCGUUAAUAUUUUAGGAACCUUUCAUAAGGUUGAUAAAUAUAUUAUAAAAAGGCCUUACUCUCAAGGUGCAUUUUGGAACACUAUUGUGUUGGAGGCUCCAUGGUUGAAGACUGUUCUUCCUCUUUGCAUGCUGUUCUGGAGCUUCUCCUGAUUUUUUGGGGGGGUUGCACAGGGGAAGGGGGAAACAGCCCUAGUGGGAGUCUUUGCAUGGGCUUCUGCUAACAGAACCAGAGAGUUGAACCUGACUCCAUGAAGCUCUAUGAAAACAGUAAUGUUGAUGGUAGUUUUAAAUGGGUGUGUUCAAGCCAAGUCCUAUACUUACUGUCCCCUUAAUGUGUCUUUUUCUACUGCCACAAUGUUACCUGACGCCAAAUAUCUAUGUCAGAAAAGAACAGUCUCUUGCCAUGACAGAAUUUGGCUCUGUUGAAUUAAGAGAAGUGUAGCACAAAGAAACACAAAAAUAAUUGCUUUCUCCUUACUAGCACUGCAUGAUUUGUUACUAGUUUUAUCCUCUUGGCUGCUUCAGAAUUUUUACCACUCUUAAUGGGACUACUGAAAAUGAGCAUAAUGACAACUGCUGCAUUUAUGGACUAAAACCUUAAAUAGCUGGAGCCUGGGGUUUUCCAUUCCUUGAGUCCCCCACCCCAAGCUUUUCAGCAACAGGUGUUCUUAGGAACUUGGGAUAUUAAUUAUCAAAGAGAGCUUCUGUAACCACUGAGGGCACACUGAUUUUGUCCAAAGUGAUUUCUUUAGCACUGCACCACACUGUUAGAAAACAAACAAACACUUAUCUUGGAUCGGGUUCUUUUUGAGAUACUUAAUGUGCAAUAAGAUGCUAGAAUUGCCAUUGCUCAUAUUGAAAACAAUAUAAAGAGCUAUGCUUUCAAGAGAGAAAUUCACUGAAUUUUCUUAACUGCUGUCUCUGCUUAGAUGUGAACAGUAGAAGGCAGGACUGGCAGUGACAUGUGUGGGUUGGAAAUUAUAUGUCCUGUUCAGAUGAUUGUGCAUACAUAAACCAUGGUUUAUGAAGUGGGUGCUGAGUGCUCCUCCUUCACCAUUCCCUCUACCCAUUGUAUGUCAACUUUAGCAUGAAAAUCCUGCUUUGUAUUACGCUGGAGUUCUUCUGAGCUGAAGGAUGACAUGAUCCUGGCUUAUUACCCUGGUUUGUGUUAGCUCAACAUUAACUCAGAGUUCCUUGGCUAGGACAUAACAGGGAGCUCUGACUUAAUACAAAACAAGACCUUCAUGCCAAAGCCAGUGCAGGUUGAAAGGAAGAGUGCUCAGCCCUGAAGCUAAUGCAACUUUGAAUGAUUGUCCAUGCCAGGCCAGUGAGGUUCAGCUUCAGAACUUACAGUGCUUAAAGUCUGGCUAUCGGAUGAAAACAUUAUCAUUGGCCUUAUUGCAGAGAAUGUAUAUUAAUGUCAUUGAGAUUUGUACCUCCACAGAACAGAGAUAACUACAUUCGAUCAUGUAAAUUGCUCCCCGACGGAUGCACCCUGAUUGUUGGCGGGGAAGCCAGCACGUUAUCCAUUUGGGACCUGGCAGCUCCAACUCCACGUAUAAAAGCAGAGUUGACAUCCUCAGCUCCUGCCUGCUAUGCUCUGGCAAUCAGCCCUGAUUCCAAGGUCUGCUUCUCCUGCUGUAGCGAUGGGAACAUUGCAGUCUGGGAUCUGCACAAUCAGACUCUGGUCAGGUUAGUUGCUGCUUUUCAGCCAAUUUCCUUCCAUUUCCCCCCCUUUUGUAUGUGCAGUUACCAUGCAGCAGUAUUACACUGUCAUGACUGAAAGUGCUAAAUUGCCUAAAUUAGCAGUUCAGAGUGGGCUGGCCAUUGGGGCAAAUCAGCAAGAUUUUCCUAAGAGAUCUAUGAAAUUGUCUGGGUUUAGAGACAAAUCGGGUUUUGUUCUUCUUCUUGUUCCUGUUACCCUACCCAUUCCUUCUGUUGGAUCCCACCGUCACUGCCACUGUCAUCAACCACUUGUAUUCUGUUCCAUUUCAGUUGAACUGAGCUCAUAAGACAGGGCAGUUGUAGCUUUUCAGGGAGGAACUAGUGCAUUAGAGAUGUCCUGAGGCCAUCAAAUGCCAAGAACUCUACCAAAUACACCCAUUGUGGCUACAGAAGCCUAUCAUAGCCAGAGAAGUGGUUUGGGGGAAAGGGCAGCCAGCAGAGAUGGAAGAAAUGCCGCUGCCCCCUCAAUGACUCCAGAGGUCAGCAGACAUAACAUUCUAAUUACUUCCAGCAAUCAGAAGGCUGUGCUUCUGAAUCUCCCUUUGUACGGCAACUAGCAAGCCAGGAAGGGUCCUGUUGCGAUGCCCUCCUUUCUUGUUUCCUUUGCACCUAGCUCAGAAGUUCGUACACGUGCUUAGCCAUUUUCCUUGCUGAAUCAGUUCACCACUUUCCCCUCAUCUGCUGUCUCAUCCGUAAACGUGUCUGAAGCAAAAUACAUGUAUUUUCAAGCUGUCCUUUGCAGGGUUGUGUGUAUUCUACAAUUCAAUGAGAGCUCUGGAAAGCUGCACGAUUUGGAUAUGGAUGGAGAAUUCAGCCUCCAGGGAACCUUGGUUUUCUUUUGUUUGUUUACAUAACCAGAUUCUAGUGCUUGUGGUUGUGAGUGUAUACUCAAAAGUGUGUGAAUAAUGCACACUGAAACCCAGAAGCCUGAAAAAUGCCUGAACAAGAUUCUCAACAGCAGAGGAAUGGGCUCAAUGCUCCCCAUGCCUAUCAAAAUAAUUAUGCAAACUAGAAAAAAUGGUAUGCAGCAUUUCUUCAUUUGCAUAAUUUGUUGAGAAUGGAGAUUUUCUUGGUGCAAAAUUUAGAUUACCUUUGGCCUCAAAUCCUUCUGUGUUUUAGUGCCAAGUGUGCAGUGCAGUACCUUUUCCCCUCCACUAUACCUACAUUCCACAAACCGCUCUUCCAGAGCAUGGAAAAAGCCUAGUUAUGUGUGCGGUGGCAGCAUGACCAGUCACAUUCAGGAUACAAACUCAUGGGAGAUUUGGAAACAUCUACCAUGUUUCCAGCAGUCACUCACUUAGCUCAGACUUAGAUAAUGUUGCUUAUUUACAUGUAGUCACAAAUCAACAUCUCUAGCUUUCAAAAAAACAGACAAAACCCCCAAAACUGGCUGCUUGCCAUCUUUGCUUCCUCAAAGCACAGCAGGUGUGCUCUGCAGACCCCUCUGAAAAUGCUGAAUGGCCAGAAUAUUAAUAGCUCAUUUUCAGGUUAUCUGGUUGCCCUCAAUUGCUUUUGGCAUAGCGUGCAUCAGGGGAAACGAAGAACAAAAAAAGUCCUUUGGUAUGUCUGCAAAUAAUGAGAGAGUGAAUAAUUUCCAAUUGAAUUUGCUUCCAUCAGGGACAGUUGACAGUGUUAUAGUGAAAUUAUGGCACUCCCUGUCCCUCUAUUUCUCCCCUAUUUCUAUUAUAUGCAUAUUAUGGGCUGCUCCUUUAUCACUUUUGUUGUCUUCUAAUGGGCUCUUUCAGAUUGGGUUCCUCCCAUCUGACCUUUUUUAAGUUACCUGCCUGCUGCACCUAAAUACCUUUGCCUAUUUCUACUUACUGCUCUACUACCCAUGUCCUUUCUUGGUUCCCCUCCUGGACACUAUGCCACUUCCUGUUCCAUAUUCCUCAGGGCAACCCACAACACUCAUCUGCUUCAGCCCUGCCAGCUAGCUACAUUUCUGCUCUGCAUCACUGAGACAUUCCUGGUGUUCUGUUUUGCUAUUUAAAAAAUAAUAAUCAUGGAAUAUGGUGAGAAUUUAAAACGACUCCUUUUAAAAUCCAGUUAAGUAAGGUAGGAAACAUAUACUAAAGUACUGACUUUGGCUAUAGGAAAUAAACCCUUUUUUAAGUCAAUAAAAUGAUGCGUUUUGAGAGCUCUGAUCCCUUAAGAAUGCACGUAGCUCCAGUUAGCUGUGUGCUGCUGGCAUCUGCUAAUAGCUGAGCUCAAGCCAUCUUUCAACAUGGUCAUUUCUACUUCAGAACUCUUUCAGAAACUAUUCCAGUUCCUCCGGUGUGAAUUCAAGGAUAUAAGUCUUACACUGUCCAGCUGGAUAUCUUUGAAAAGGGCCUCAGCAUUUCUGCUGUAGGUAGAAGCCAGCUAACCAAAACUUGGUGGUUUGCAGCUUCUGUCUCUUGGCAUUAAGUACCUUUUGCCGCCAGUAACCAGUAUUUUUUAAAACAACAACAACACCCGUUUAAUGCUUAUACUAUUGUUGAGCUAUCCCAAAGCUAUUGACAGUAUAGGUACAAGGCAGCUCUUAAAUCUUCUAUUUAACUAAAAGAUAAAUAAAAAUUAGAAAUUGGCUCACAAAUCCUGUGUGUUCUUUUCCUAGUAUAUUUUUGGCAGCUAACCAGCCUUCUCUCACCAGCCCCCCAGAGGCUAAGUGACUUUUCUUUUCGAAGUCUCUAACACUUCCAGGUUUGGAAGGGAGGGAGUGUGAUUAACAUAAUGUCCACAUAAGUAAUUUCCUUUCAGGCCUUCAGGAUUAAAGAAUGAAUGUGUACGCACACCUCAAUGUGAAUGUCUUGGCAAGGCAGUGACUUUUAACUGCUCAAAAUAGCUUUAUAAUAUGACAGUGUUUGGUGGGACCACAAGACCAACUUUUCAUACGUCUCAACUCAAUUGGCAGCAGCCCACAAUAAAUCUCAGCAAGCACAGCCGACAUUUGCACCUGUCUUGAUACUAAUGAGUGGCUAUUUAAAGCAUCAGAGUUCGGCUACUUAGCAUUUCUGGACACUUACAGGCUGAAUGAGUCAUCUUAAUUAUGAACUGGGCUGUGUGACCAUGGCACUUAAAGAAAAUGUCAAAAUUCUACAGCAAGGUAGUUCAAAAUUCAAGUAAAUCCAAAACUUGCCACCUCUGUCGCCUUUAUACAAAUCAAGCAGCUUUCCAUGCCUCCACUUAUUUCCUCCCCCCCCCCCCGCUUUUUGCUAGUAAUGGAAAAGGGGAAAGAGCUUUUCAGGGUACUGAAAUCCUAAAUCCUGACUCCUGGAAACUGUGAUCAGCUGAAUAUCUUGCUUCUAAAACUACAACGAAGCACUCCCUUGCUAAGACAUAUACUCAGUGUUAGUUCAUGUUCUUUAUUUUAAAAAUGCUUAUAUUAUCUGGAUGGUGAUUAUAUGCCUAAUUGCAGUUUCUGCUUGUGUGUGGUCCAUGAGGUGCAGUGGAGUGGCCCGUAAGAGGAAUUCUGCCUUGUGUCUAAAGAGCAGCACAUUUCCCUUGAUAUCUGUGUUUGUCUUAGCUUUUCUCUCCGCAAUCCAUAAUUGUGCACCAACUGGUUUUUAGUCUUUCUUUACUGUGCUAAUUGCAUAGUGGACCAGACCUUUUCAGUAAGUGAACGUUGUUGUCAGACAGUGAGGCUUGUUCGCUGGAAGGAUAAAUCACAGCAUUACACAAUCACUUUAUAAAUGUUACUUUUGAGAACAGAGAAAAGAGGUGCGAAAAGCACAUUGUUCAAGACUCCCAUAUAGUUAACUUUUGAAUGGUCAGACACACGAGCCUUGCAAAAUUGACUUUUAAGAUGCAUGGAGAUAAAAGCAAUGUCUGAAAUGACUUCCAGGACUGGCUUUGUAGUUCUUUCUGCUCACAUCCCCUGUUGUUUGAACAGUCUUACACGUACUUGCACUUUCUAGGAAGAGGUGUGCAAGUGCUGUGCCAAGUUAGUGGCACACAUAGAUCAUGACUAACUUCCUUCAUACUGACCUCUAAUGCCACUGUAGGACCACAAUCAUAUUGUGUUAGUUGGCUGAGUUCAUGCAAGAGAAGAUAGAUAGAUGGAGCUUUCUUGGACAAUAAUCCAAGGUAAUUGUUGGAUGGUGAGCUCUAGAUAGAGAAUAACUGGGCAUUUUUAUGUAUGUGUCAAUGUAUGUCUUUUGAAAAUCUACCCUGCCUUUCAUUGGACCACAUGUGUAAUUUAUGUAUCAUAAAAACUAAACCUAAACCAUCAGAUUAAUUCAUAAAUCAAUGGGAGCAGCUAAAACACCACAGUUAAAAUGUCCAUCUUAUAGCUGCAGAGCAGAUCUGAUACUUCCAGCCUGAACCUACAGCCUAGCAACCAACAAAAGCAUGAGCACAUAAAGGGACAUUUAUAUCUUUAAAACACUUUUGCCUACUCUUCAUUGUAAAUACAGUUCUAGAGAGAGGGUUGCAGUUUAAAAUACAAGUUCAUGAACACAGCACAACAAAGAUGGUGAACCUGUUGCCCUCCAUAGCUUGUUGGACUCCAGUGCCCAUCAGCCCCAUCCAGCAUAGCCAUUGUGGUUGAGAAAAAAGGGAGUUAUAGUUCACCAAUCCCUGUAAGGCCACACAUUCCACAUCCCUGUAAUAAAAUUAUGAUUUAAGAAAGCCAGGUCCAUCCUGGCACUAAACCCCAACAAAGGUCUGGGCAAAUAGCUUCAAUUGUCAUCAGAAUCUCAGUAAGGACAGUGCCAGUGGUAUCUCAAGAGGGUAGAGAGCUCCAAAGCUAAGGCAUCACCAUAAAAAAGGCUCUCUCUUGCGUUGCCACACAGCAAGUCUCAGCUAGAAGUGGCACUGCCAAGAAAGGGAACCGAUCCCUUUCUUGAGAGGGUGCCCAACUACACCUCUGAAGGGAGGGCAUUUCACAGAAGACACCACAGUGUUCAAGCACUCUGCAUAUUUAGGUCCUAGCUCACACAGGGCUUUCUAAGUAACCACAUGUCUAUUCUAGACAUGGAGAAAGCUUGGGGUAGACUGGCUCACCUGUCAUUUACCUGAGCAAAGGAGGCAGCAUAAUUUCCUAAUGUGGGCUUCUGGAAUAAAGAGCUUCUGCUUACUCUCUUGUUGCAGACCUUGUGACUGGAGCAGCUUAGUUCUUGCCAGGCUUCCUGAGCAAUAAGUAUUGGUUGCCAAUUUGUUGUGGUUCACUUCUUGCCCUUGCUUGUGUUGGUAAAAAACAGAGAAAAUAAAAGGAGAGCACGAGCUGAUAACUCCUUGAAUUUUCAGACCAACGACUCCAGACAUGCCAUGUUGAUUCAUAGGGUGUCCCAUGGUAGUCGUUCUGCGCCUUCCUCUUUUGCUUUUAAAGCAUGAAGCUGAAGCUAAUUGCUGAUGGUAAAAGGCAGGCAGGCGCCUUAGAACAUUCCAGUUUAGGGAUUAAGGAAGGCUCGAGCUGACUCUUUGUUACCAAGAGUAGGGAUUUCCAAAUGCCGAGAUUUAAAAUGUAAAACAUUGUUGAAUAAUGAUGGCUGCUCAUGACCUGUUUGCUACCAAGGGCAUCAUUUUGCAGGCUCAGCCAACACAAGUAAAAAGAUUAGGUUUAUUGGAUCCCUUCCUGCAUGUGUUUAUGUAGCUGAAGUAAUUUUUUUUUAUGCUCUUGAUUCACAGCUUAAACAAAGCCUAUAAAUAACUGCCUGCCUCUGUUGAGGCAAUUUGUCCUCUGUACUUUGAGUUUAGCCUAGGAGCCUGCUAAGUUUUUUUUAUAUUUCCAGGUGUCGUCAUCGUGAAUUACAUUUCAGUUUUUCAAACUGUCAACUUACCUUUUCCAAAAUCUCUGCUAAUGUUCACUUAGUUCCUGUUUAGACGAUUAGUGGCACAUUCCAUGUGCUUUGGCACCUGCAAAAUAGUUUUUUGUAUAGUGUGGUAUUUUAUGUCAGGUUGGGGUGGGCGAGCAGUGUUGCUGCUUGCCACACAUCAGGUGAUGUGGAGGAGAUGACACACAGAGAGAGUCCAAAACUAACAACACAACAGUGUUUACCUUGAGUUCUGGCAGGAAAUCAUUAUUCAAUCUGGUUUGUUUUAUCAGGCAAUUCCAGGGCCACACAGAUGGAGCCAGCUGUAUUGACAUUUCUAAUGAUGGUACCAAGCUCUGGACGGGAGGCCUGGACAACACUGUGAGAUCCUGGGACUUGAGAGAAGGGCGGCAGCUACAGCAGCAUGACUUCACAUCCCAGGUGCCUAGUAUUCCUUACUGCAAAUUUCAGGCACUGGCUGGUGUACUGAACAACUUCCAUCUUAUCUUGGUUAUUAACUUCAGAGUGAAGUCAGAGUAUUAAUGCUAGCAACAUUAUUAGCACCACAUCUGCUUUUAUUAUUCACAUAGGCUUCUGGUAUAGUCUCAGGCUGCUUUCAGCCAAAGCAUUUACUGUGGAGCAAAGCUGUUAUUGUUAAUGAAGCAUCCAUUGGGGUAAUCUGACAGCUUUGGAAUAAAACGGUAUCUUAAAACACUGGACUCUGCUAAGAAUGCAGUUUGGCAUUUUUGCUGGGGAUGGGGUGGUGAAAGCAAAGGAGGUGGAAAUGUCCCAGAACACUGACAAAGCAUGUGUGCCAUUGCUUCCCAUAAUGCAAAAUUAGCAUGCACCCUUCUUAUUUAAUAAACAAUCAGUGCUGCCAUUUGGACUCAAAUAAUGAUUUCUUGUUCUAAAAGAGAUGCAAAAUGACUUGUGAUGGCACAGUCAGAAAUAAGUCCUAUUGAAUUUAAUGGGUCUUACUCCCAGGUAGGUUGUUUAUGAUUGCAGCCCUAGUUUAUUGUCUCUUGUUUCCUUCCUUUCUUGCUAAUAUUUGCAAGAAAAAUAAAGGGUUCUUUCUCUCUCUCUUAAAGAUUUUUUCCCUUGGCUACUGCCCCACUGGUGAAUGGCUGGCUGUGGGAAUGGAGAGCAGUAAUGUGGAAGUGCUGCAUGUAAAUAAGCCAGACAAAUACCAGCUUCAUCUGCAUGAGAGCUGUGUGCUGUCACUCAAGUUUGCUUAUUGUGGUAAGUUGGAAGAAGAGCGGCUCAAAGUCACCAGUAUUUCUACAAGCCAAUCACACCUGAGCUGAAAGUCUUAGGGCAAGGCACCUGAAUGCUUUCAUUUAUUUUGGUUUAACAGCUGGAAAAUAAAGGUAACACCCUAUUACCAGCUCCCCCAGGAGGUUAGUGAGAGGUAGCUCAUGCCUAUAAAGUCGCAAUACCAUCAAAGCAGCUUUCAUACGCAGCUGGUGGCCCAUAGUUUGCUUAGGUUGUGAGGCUAUAGAAUGUUGGAAAUCAAGAGUUUUGAAUGAAGCCCAUUGCUUUACUGAGCUAGUUAUGCCUUUUUAGUUAAAUCAUUUAUAAAAAUCCACAAAGGUGGAUUUGUCCUGGAUGAGGAGAGCUUGGGGAUGCCCUGUGGCUGAUUUCAGGCACUCUGUGUUGGUUAACCAUGCAUCAAAUGCUUGUCAAAAUGACAGGCCGCUGAAUUUAGUAGGCUACUAUACUGGUUUUCUGUAAAGUGACUUUGUGCAAUCUUUCACAGCCUGCCCCCCGCCCCCACCUGCAAAGCUGUUAACAUGGGGAACAUUUUAGGCAUAUGCUAAAAGUGCUUUUAGAUACAAGAGAAUAUGAAAAAAAAAUACGCAAGUCUGUCUGUUAGUGUCAAUUAUUUGACUGUGUUUUCAUUGAUGGUCACAUUACAGGCAAAUGGUUUGUUAGUACUGGAAAAGACAACCUCCUAAAUGCCUGGCGAACCCCAUAUGGUGCAAGCAUAUUCCAGGUAAGAAGAACAGCAUAUCAGUGAAAGGGAUUUGAACCUCGUGGUGGUGGGUGAGGUGUAAGAACAAAGGUAUUAUUACCAGUGUCUCACACUUUCACCAGAGAGGUCAGGGAGGUGGACAAGGGUUUAUCCUGUUCUGUGCAUGCACACAAGUGACUUUUUAAACCAGAACUUGGUAUGUUCUAGAAAAGAAUAAACAAGACACUCAUACUGCAUACAUUUAUACUAUAACUCUGUUCUUUUUCUUCUAGUCCAAAGAGUCAUCUUCUGUACUUAGUUGUGAUAUCUCCGUGGAUGAUAAAUACAUAGUUACCGGCUCUGGAGACAAGAAAGCUACUGUCUAUGAAGUUAUCUACUGAGAAAUUGGUUGGAGACAUAACGAGUUGAACUGGGCCAAAACAUUCUUAAUGUGUAGACAUAGAAAGAUUUUACCUUUCUUAAUUAAAAAAAAGAAAAAAAGAGGAAGAACUUGAUUUCCACAAUGUCACACAAAGCUAUUCAACAUGUAUUAAACAGAAGGCAGCCUUUUGGUAUCCAGUUCCUGGAUCGAUGUGAAGCAAGAAGGCAAAAUGGAUUAAUGUAGCAUAGUUUUGAUGGAUUUUAAAAGCAGAGUCUGCUGAAGAUUGUUGAAGCCUUUGGGUUGGUUCCCCCCCCCCUUUAUGACCUCAUAAAAAUCAUGCUCAUUGCUUGAAUAUGCGGGAUUAUGUUUCAGCACUUGCAAUUCCACCUGCAUUCUUGUCUUGUGUAGAGCAGUGAUAUCUUGGAUAAACUUGUUUCCUGGUUUUGCCUCUUGGGAUAUGGGUUUUUGUAUUUUUUGUUGAAGAUCAAACAUUUGUAUAAAUUGUAAAUAUAUUUGGUUUAAUACAGUAAAGGCUUUAGUAUCAAUAAA
This is a messenger RNA of Podarcis lilfordi (Lilford's wall lizard), 73597 nucleotides long. The record is from the annotation of a GenBank genome assembly. NCBI's taxonomy places the organism in Eukaryota, Metazoa, Chordata, Lepidosauria, Squamata, Lacertidae.